GAUUAUCUUUUCGUUUCGUUUUGUUUGACUCCUUUCAAGUUUUCGAAUGUUGCAGUAAGUGAAGAUAUCUUGCUACUAUUGUUGCCCAUAGGUCAGUUAUACAGCACUUGGAAGCAGUUUUGUCACAUGGCAAUAGAGUAUAGCGGUGUUUUCAAUAUUUGAAGGCUAAGUGACUUUUUGGAGGCUAAACUAGCUUGUUGAUGCUGCCUAGCACUGAAAGAGUUAAAUGUUCGGAGUUAUGGUAGUUAUAGUAUAAGUUAGUUAUGGUAUAAGUUAGAGAGGGGUGUGUGGUAAUGGGAUUUGGCUGCUCAGGGAUCGAUCCUGUAAACAAGUUUGACUGCUCAACAUUGCAACCUUUUCGUUAUCCUCUGACUUUUAUUAUCCAUUUUGGCUGCCUUGUGUCUUUUUUGGAAAUCCAAAAAAAAAUCAGUCUCUUCCAACCGCACAGCCCUUCCUAUUUUGUUUGCUCAAUUUAAGAGAUGAUCUGCCAAGGACUUAUUUUGUUGUUAAAAAUGUUCAAUUAGCUUCAUCUGGUCAUUCCCUACCUUUUACUGCCAAUACAAUUGACAGUCUCUCUAUUUUCGGUGUUGAGAGCUUCAUUCAUUGAAUAUCUGCCUAUAAGAUCCUUCUUGUUUAUGUUAUUUUUUCUUUUCAGGGAAAGGGAAGGUGGUGAAUUUCUCCUCUGAAAAUAAGAUAUACAGUAUCCAUUUAAGUACAUAAAUAUAGGUCAUUUCAAUAGUAAAGUGUUUAUGCUCUAAUCAUGUUCAAAUCUUCAAUCAUAUUGCUUCUGUUAAAAAAAGUCAAUCAAAUCUGGUACAAAUAUUAUGUCCUAUUUUAAGCUAUACAAUGACAGUUCCAAAAAUUCUAGCAGAUUCAUAAAAUAGUGCUUGACCAAUUUAUUAAUAUUUUGACGCAAUGGGAGCAGUGGAAAACGUGGGAACAGCAAAUAGUAUUUUGUUUUAGCAGCAGCCCUACAGGCUACAUACCCAGGCUUAUUUGCCUAACUUGUAAAAUUGUAGCAAACUGCACUAAUAAUGGGAAACUUUAUUCGGAAAUAGCCGGGCUUAGAAUAUAGCUGUAAAACCACAAAACAAAUAUCACAUAUAGUGUAAUACACUUUAAAACACCAUACAAUUAAAAGGUGGGCUAUUGCACUCACACACGCAUGUAGUUAGCAGGCAGAACAUAUAAUCUCUGUGUCAGGGAUCCAUUGAUGUUUCAGCUCCCAAUUAUUUUCGGUGAUAUGUAAAUGGUAGUAAAGUGACAAGUAUAGUGCGAAACUGUAUAACAUUUAAAAGCAUUAUCUUUAAUAAUAUUGCACUUACAAAUUUACAAAUAAUAAAAGGCACAUCUACAAGCUGUACUUGUGCUUGAUCCACAGUAAGGGAACUUCUCCUAAACGGCAAUGUAAAAUUAACCCUAAGCGUUUCGUCCGCUUGCACAGACUUCCUCAGGGGUGUUCAAGUAAGUGUGCAGCUGCAUACAAAAACAUACAAGUGAUGGAAGGAGGCAGGAGGUGUACUGACUCUUGCCACCAUGACUACUUUAAAUCACCAAAGUGGUCGAGGAAGCUAGAGUAACCCUUUAAACGCUAAAUUCCAAAUGCUAAAACACUCUCUAAGCACUAGUACACUGUUAUGAUGGUUUUAUAAAUGCCAGUUAAUAUUUAAUUAAUUAUGACAUUAAGAUAUAUGCAUUCUUAAUUUAGUAUUUCAGGAAUAAAUGCCUCCCAAGAAUCAAAGAAGAAAACUGCCUUCUCCUCUGCCAGAAGGAUUGAUCCUAACAGACACAAAUAAAAAAGAAUGGACAUUAGGCAAGACUAUUGGAGAAGGCGGAUUUGGUUUAAUAUAUUUGGGUAAAUAUGCAAUUCUUUGUGGUCUCGUGUUACUAGCCAGACAUUAAAAGUUACUUGCCACUACAAGCCAUAGCAUACCUUUUAAGAGGUGAGCUUCUACUCGCCAUGGCUAAAUUUUCGCUCACCAAUGGUUAGUGGCAAGUGAAAAUUUUUAACCUGGACACGUCAUUUGUUGAGUUUAGAGACCUAUCGGAGAUAUCUCCACCUAAUUGUGGUAUGGAAAACUUGCAUAACAUUUAGUAACUAGCUUUAAUUUGUUAAUAAACCAUAAGUGUUCAUGUUAAUAAAACAUAAGUGUUCAAACUUUUUUCUAUGAUAUAUUUUUUUAUUCUGAUAUAGAUAUGUUGCAUAGUAGUUAUUACACAAAAUAAACAUUCAAUCUCUCUCUGUAUUAUCAAAAUAGAAAAAUGAAUAGAUGCAUCAAUAUCGAGUAAAGUUUUAAGUACUCAUUACCAUGUAUGCCUGCAGUCCGUGCAGGAGCCCUGCACCCAAUGUAUCAAUGUAGAAGAAAGGUUCUGCAUAUCUCACCAUCAGGGUUCCAAACGUUCUCGUAUAUGGCUCAGGUACUGCUAGCAUGUGCAUGAAACGUAUUAUAGCUGUUUAGUUAAAAGAUCAAAAAUGUUGGCCUUGCUAGGCACCAAUACAGCUUUCCAGUGACAUGCUAAUUAGAUUUUUGGGGACCUUCACAUUUUUAAAUAAGAGUUUUUAAAAAGUCAUUAUACCAUUUAUUCUAGCACCAGUACAGUUUGCUCUCUGCAGCUCAAUUCUCUUCUGGAGAAAUUAUCAAGCUUGAUUUAUGCCCAGCUAGCAAGAAGCAAUGAGAACGCAUGGUGCAUGCAGUGAUCCACCUGUCCAUUGCGUCUCUAUAAGAAGCAGUUAAUCCAAUGCUAUUCAUAGGGAAGCAUGCUGAUGCUGGACACUAAACAAACUGAAAACAGCACCGUAUCCCAACCCCCUCUGCUGCAGUCUUGAUUAUGAGGAAGUCUUACUUCCUCAUUAUCCUGCCAAAAUAUUUUAAUUAACCUGUUUAGUAUCACUUAAUUAAAGGUUCCUAUUAUCCUGGGCAAUGAAGAAGGGGAAUCUUCAUGUUGUUAUUAUGCUGGUGGCUAGGGGAAAUGUGCUUUAGUUUUUUGGGGGGGAUUUUUUUUUUCCAUCUUCAAAAAAGUCCCUGUGUGGGGGGACUGAGAUGUUGAUCCUUACUACUUGCACUUUAUAAAUAAGGAAGCACUUUAAACUGUGAUUGAAGAGAUCAUGUGAGUGUACACUGUCUUUUGGAUAUAUUGAUGGUUGAAGUGGAGAACCCAGACAGGGACCCUUUUUUUAAAGGAGCUGGCGAGUGAAUUUUAAAGCCCAUGGCUUUUUCUGAUAAUAUUGUCUGAAAUAGAAACUGUAGUAUUGACUUCAAGUAAGAGUUCUCCUUUAACUUAAUUGAUGCCUACCCAAUUCUCCACAGGAAUCAUUACAUACCCUGGGGUUUAUUCUCUAAACACAGACUUAUGGUGAAUUGAAAUAUUAAUUGGAACAUUUUGAGUUGGAUCAUUUCUACCAAAACAUUACUGUUCAGUUUCAAUUCACAUGAAUAAUUUAGUUUAACCCCUUAAGUAUACAUGACAUGUGUGACAUGUCAUGAUUCCCUUUUAUUCCAGAAGUUUGGUCCUUAAGGGGUUAAAGGAACACUCUAAGCACCAUAACACUUACAUCCUGCUGUAAUGGUUAUGGUGCAAGUAUUGGCACCCUCACAGGGAAGGGGUAAAACCAUUAAAUCAUAUGUGGUAUAUUAAUUGUGUGAGAAAAAAAAAAUUAAGUCAUCAUUUUGUUUGUUACAGCUUCUCCUGGGCGUGAUAAACCAGUUUCUAAUGAUGCUGCGCAUGUCGUAAAAGUGGUAAUAUAUGUAUAUAUACAGUUAUUUUUUUAUAUGCAUGUGAAAGAAAAGGUAAAUAGUAUACUUUGUACUAUUUCAUAUUACAACUUAUCAGUAGAAUCUAAAAUUGAGAAAAUUGAAAUUCUAUAUUUAUACCCUCCACAUCUGCAGUAUUAACCACGCACCAUGCUGCAUUAACCCUACACCCACGGCAUUAAAGAAACAGUUUAGGCACCAUAAAAACUUCAAUGGGUUGAAGAGGUAAUGAUGUCUGGAAUCUAUGGUCGCAGAGUCCUGCUUCUCCGCUAAACAGUUUAAAGUUUAGUAAAGAUUCUCUGCCGUCGGCAGCUGAAAGCGAAAGCCUGGUAUCAGUUCGCUAUUCUUCUACCUUGCAUUAUACCAAUUUAGACCAGGGAUUGAGUUAGUAGUUGGCAGAGAGGGCUGAGCUCACACUUUCAGUCUACCACUGCCCACUAACCCUGUUAUGGAAUGAAACAGAGCAUAGUUCCACCUCUAUAAUUUUGUCAUUGGAGGCUUGGCUUCAGAUUGCCGGGUACUAAGCAUUUCAGAAAAAUUAGUUUAGAAGUGAUACAGGACUCCGCUCCAUAACCACAUAAAUCUAUUGAAGUAGUUUAGGUAAAUUCAGUAUUCCAUUAACACAAGGUUUGACAGAUCCUGGGCCCUAGGUCGCCAUGGCAACUAGGAGUUUUGCCUUGCGCCUGAGAUUUGUGAGCCCGUUCCCCCAAGAGAAAGUUGAUCCAUUCCAGGUCUCCCAAAGGCAGGGGGGGUGGGUGGAAUAAAAUUAAAACAAACAAUUUGUUAUUGCAUGUCUGUGCAUCUGUUAGUGUGUCUGUGUGUCUGUCAGCGUGUCUUUGUGUGUGUUUCAGUGUGUGUGUGUUAUGGUUUGUGUGUCUGUCAGAGUAUGUGUGUGUUGAGGUUACCAGCCCCUCUCCGAUUGCAUGGGAACGGUGAUUUUUCUCAUCUUGUAUUCUCAUGCCGUGCUGGUUUCCCCACUGCUAACCUCGCCUCUAUCAAGCUUGACUAUCUCAGCCAAUCUAAUGCUUUCCUUUAUGAAAGUAUUGGGUGACUAUUGUGCAUGCGUUGCAAAACACUGCUCCAAUUGGCUUCUCCUCAUAGAGAUACAUUGAAUCAAUGCAUCUCUAUUGGUAAUAUUCAGUGAUUCCAUGCAGAGUGUGGAGACACUAAAUGUAGGUGCUGCACACUGUGCAACACUGAGAUAGGAAACUCUUUAGUGGCCAUCUGAGUAACGGCCACUAGAGGUAUCACUGGGCAUCAAUGUAAACAUCUUUUUUUCUAAAAAGGCAGUGUUUACAUUGAAAAGCCUGAAUGGACAGGCUAUAAACACCAGAACACCAUGCUGUGGUCCUGGUAACUAUAGUGUCCCUUUAAGAAUUGUAUGUUUGUUGUUGAAAAUAAAGUUUUUUUGUAAAGUUUAAAAAAAACAAAAACCUGCUCCUAACAUUUUUAGCUGGCUCCUAGAUUCAAAGCAAAUUUGUCAAGCCCUGCGUUAACCCCCAUAUUAUAGCAUUACUUUGCACCCACAGCAAUCCCCUAUACUGUGCUUUAUAGUUAAAGGGACACUAUAGGCACCCAGCCCACUUCAGCUUAUUGAAGUGGUCUGUGUACAGUGUCCCUAUUGUACUUAGUGCUGCAAUGUUUCCAGAGAAACUGCAAUGUUUACAUUGCAGCUCUAAGUCUGCUUCCAGUGGCUGUCGCCCAGGUUAAAGGAACACUAUAGUCACCUAAAUUACUUUAGCUAAAUAAAGCAGUUUUAGUGUAUAGAUCAUUCCCCUGCCAUUUCACUGCUCAAUUCACUGUCAUUUAGGAGUUAAAUCACUUUGUUUCUGUUUAUGCAGCCCUAGCCAAACCUCCCCUGGCUAUGAUUGACAGAGCCUGCAUGAAAAAAAAAACUGGUUUCACUUUCAAACAGAUGUAAUUUACCUUAAAUAAUUGUAUCUCAAUCUCUAAAUUGAACUUUAAUCACAUACAGGAGGCUCUUGCAGGGUCUAGCAAGCUAUUAACAUAGCAGGGGAUAAGAAAAUCUUCAUUAAACAGAACUUGCAAUAAAGAAAGCCUAAAUAGGGCUCUCUUUACAGGAAGUGUUUAUGGAAGGCUGUGCAAGUCACAUGCAGGGAGGUGUGACUAGGGUUCAUAAACAAAAGGAUUUAACUCCUAAAUGGCAGAGGAUUGAGCAGUGAGGCAGCAGGGGCAUGUUCUAUACACCAAAACAGCUUCAUUAUGCUAAAGUUGUUCAUGUGACUAUAGUGUCCCUUUAAGGUAAGGUAAGUAAACAAAGGGGUUUUUAACCUUUUAUUCACUGUGUUGGGAGUACAUGGCGUGUGUGUGUGUGCUACAGAGCCAGGAAUACAAAUUGUAUUCCUGGCACUUAUAGUAUCCCUAUAACCCUAAAUAUGGCACAUUAAAGAAAUAGCAUUUCCAAUUUUACAGUACCACUUUCUCAGUAUUAUAGGGGAAUCAGGGCUAACAAUGAGAGACUGCCAGAAUCAGACCUUGGACUUUUCAACUUAGGUCAGCUUCCCCAGCAUUUCUUAGUCUGCAAGGAAACAUGCCUUCCCCUAACACUUAUUUAUAAUUAUUUCAUUAAUAAUAGCUUUUGGAGGGGUUCUGUACAUUGCCACUCAAAAUGGUUUAAUUCAUAACCAUGGGGCAGAGCCAGGGGGGCUUUCUGGUACCACAAACAUAGUGUUCGUGUACUGUAGCGUGUAUGGUGCUUAGAUUGUCUUUUGUUAUUGUCAAAUUCCUAAAGAGUUAUGUGAAUAUGAGCAGAAUAUUACUUUGGAAUAAUAUAUUAAAAAUAGUAUAAACAUACCUAAUUUCUCAAAUUCUUUGUUUAUUAAUCUACACACACAACCCUGUUUAACCAGUAUCACACAUAUAGUAAGUUAACAAACUACCCUUUUAUGUAUGAUCUGAUACUAAACGUUUACCAAUAUAUUUUUAGGAAUACCAUGAAAAUGGACCUUUGUUUUGCGAACUGAAAUUUUAUCAAAGAGCAGCAAAAGAUAAUCAAAGUAAGUAUGGCUUACUGCUAACAAUUAAAAUGUGGUGUACGGACAUGCAAAAAGGGUAGGGACGCAAAUGAAAACUGACCUAGUGUAAGCCCUGCAUAAAAAUGUAGACUUUGUUUCUUUUUUUAUUUUUAACUUCUAAGUAACACAUGGUGCAACACUGGUGCAUGUGCUUAUAUAAUUAUUUUCAAACACUAGAUGUUUUGAAGCCCAUGCUAAUUGCUUAAUUUUUUUUAACAAAUAUGUGUUUCUGAGGUUUGAAAUAUAAAAUUAAAUCCCCAAAUCCACAUCUCUCUGUUUACCACUAUUUAGCAAUUAAAUACCUUCAUCCUUUACAUCAUUGCUGUAUACCUUCUUUUCUUCCAUUAAAAAUGCAUUAGCCCCUGUUAGUAUAGAGAGGACUCCCCCAAACUUUCCUGAUAUAUCUUUGUGUUUGCUGAGAUAAUCAAUGGCGAAGAAGAAACACAACAAACAGAGAAGGAGAAAGACAAACUACAUAGCUUCCAAAAUACUAGAGGGGCACUUUAAUUUUAGAGGCAAUGCAGACGGGAAUGCUCUAAAAAAAAAUUGUAUGACAUACUUAUAACAAUAUAUGCAAAUAAAAUGUAAUUUAGAAGAACAACAACACUGUAUUUUAGUUACAAAGACGGAUUGCUAUACACAUUUAUUGUAGUUUAAAGGGACACUAUAGUUGCCAGAACAACUACAGCUUAAUGUAGUUGUUCUGGUGAGUAUAGACAGUCCCUGCAGGCUUUUUGCUGUAAACACUGACUUUUCAGAGAAAAGGCAGUGUUUACAUUACAGCCUAUAGACGCCUCCAGUGUCAAUUCCUCAGAUGACUACUAGAGGUGCUUCCUGGGGCGGUGCUGCGACAUUCAGUAUCUCCACCCUCUUUCCUCAUAGAGAUGCAUUAAUUCAAUUGAUUCAAUGCAUCUCUAUGAGGAGAUGCUGAUUGAGCAGUGUUUGGCUCCACCCCAUCCUGCCACCUUGGCUGAGAUCAUCAGAAUUGACAGUCUCAGCAAAUGCUUUCCUAUGGGGUAGAGCCAGCACUAGCAGACAGAAAUAAAGGUAAGAUCUCAUUGUAUUUAUAAGGGCAAAGGGAGGGAGGGGGCAGAGGGCCUACAUAGUGUUUUGUUCUAUAGGGUCAGGAAAACAUGUUUGUGUUCCUAAUCCUAUAGUGUUCCUUUAAAUACACAUUACUGGGAGUAUUGUUGCUGUGAAGCUCUGUUAUACACUCAGUCACACAAACAAUAUGGAGCUCCAAGGAAAGAGGGACAUUAGGAGAGAAAAGUGGAGGGAUUUGUCUCUGCUAAAUAGGGACAGUUGGGAGAUAUGAAACCAUGUUUUUGUUGGGGUGAUUUGAUUUUCAGUUUUCUUUAUAUGUAUUUAAAGUGAAAGUGAGCAUUGCAUCUAAAAAUUUUAGCAGAAAUUACAGAUGAUCUUCAGUGUAAUACUCUGUGUAAUUUCUACAGAAGUGAAGAUUCUCGGUUAAGGAGCUAGAAGUCUUUAUACAUUGAGUUAACCAAAAAAUGUUUGCAUAGUCUCUGUGUGUCAAAAUCGUUCUAUUGUGCAAUGAUCCUGGGCCAUGCUCCCUUAUUUCAAAGUUAGCAACCAGAAGUAAGCAAGUUUCCAUGUUCUCUUCAGUAACUCUUGGCUGUGACUAUUGAGCCACUUGAGCUAAAAUGUGGAUCAGAGCAUACGUUGCUUAUACAGAUUUUUAUGUUUUUAUGUUUAUUUUACAGUAAAAGCAUGGGUAGCAAGACACAAGAUGGAUUACAUUGGAAUUCCCAAUUACUGGGGAUCAGGGGAAACUAAAUCCAGCUCAACAAGGUAUGAUGACUCUGGCGUAAGGAUUGCUGGUUAGUAAAGAACUAUCAGUUUAGCAGUGAGAGCAUUAUACUAUUCAUGUCUAUAUUACUUAAAGGAACACUAUAACGUUAGGAAUACAAACAUGCAUUAUAGUGUUAGCGUCCCAAUUUAGAUUAGAGGUUUCUUGUAAAUUUAGGUGUUUUACCUACCUUUUUCUAGUGCUGCAUCACAGUCCUUGCAGCCGGAAGCUUUUCCUACUGCGUCGUUAUAUCACACUUCUCUCCCAAUCCAAUUAUUGUCACAGAGAAACAUUAUGCAUCAGAAACGCAUGCACAGCAAACUCUGUGCUUGUUCAGCAUUUGGUGAUGAUUGAAGUCCUCAUGGAUAUUGAAUGUCACAUGACCGAGUUAAAUUCCGUCGUUGUAGUGAAAACGCCUCUAGUGGCUGUCCGGAAGACAGCCUCUAGAACAGUGAUGGCUAACCUUGACACCAUAAAUUGUUUCUGGACUACAUUUCCCAUGAUGCUCAGCUAGCCCUUAGAGUCUAAAAGCUAGCUGAGCAUCAUGGGAAAUGUAGUCCAAAAACUAUUUAUGGUGUCAAGGUUAGGCAUCACUGCUCUAGAAGCAUGUUUAGCCCUGAGAUGAAAACUUUAUCAUAUCUACAAAAUGGCUGUAUUUUCAAUUGCAGGACUAAAAAGACAGGGUCACUUCAUUGUGAUUAGGUGUCCUUGGUGCCUAUUUACAUGUAAGAAAAUGCUAAAAAUGCUUUUAAAGGAACACUAUAGCAUUAGGUAUACAAACCUGUAUUUCUGACGCUAUAGUGCUCUAUUUGCAGGUUUGUUUUAGGUCUGUCUCCGCAACAUCACCUGGCUCUGAAGCCAAUGGGCAAUCCAAUGCUCCACGUAUCGAAAUGCUUCAUAUAGAGAAGCAUUGAAUUCCGUGCUUUCUUAUGAUUUUCUGUGUCAUACAAAAGAGUUGCCUAGUGGCUGCCCUGGAAGACAGUCACUAUAGGUGGAUUUAACCCUGCAAUGUAAACAUUGCAGUUUCUAAAAACAAAACAAAAAACACAAACAGACCACUUCAUUAAGAUUAAGUGAUCUUGGUGACUGUAGUGGUGUUUAAACCUACCAGUAAUCCAGUGCUGGGACAGGACAGGUUCUUCACUGCAGUCCCAUGGAUGAAACCAUGAGACCAGGAUGAAAGCAAAGCACCCUAUCUGUGGGUACAUCUGUAAAUAUAUUUUAAAAAGCAACAUUUGAUUCCAAUUAUAGAAAGAAUGCCUCAAGUCUAUUCACCUGUUAUAUCUGGAAAACGUGGCUACUUUAAUAGGUCAGAAAUGUAGAUAAACAUUUUUUAAAGGGACACUAUAGUCACCAGAACAACUGCAUCUUAAUGUAGUUGUUCUGGUGAGUAUAGUAUAUCCCUGCAGGCUUUUUUCUGUAAAUACUGUCUUUUCAGAGAAAAGGCAGUGUUUGCAUUGCUCCCUAGGGACACCUCCAGUGGCAGUCACUCAGACGGCCACUAGAGGUGCAUCCUGCGGCAGUGCUGCACAAUGUGUGCAGCACUGAUGUUCAGCCUCUCCACGCUGAACUUUCCCCAUAGAUAUGCAUUGAUUCUAUGAGGAGAUACUGAAUUGUUAGGAUGGCGUUUGGCUCUGACCCGUUCCACCUCCUUGUCUGAUAUCAUCAGAAUUGGUGAUUUCAGCCAUUCCAAUGCUUUUCUACGAGAUGAUCUAUAUAAUAUUUUUAACACUUAAGGGUCAGGGUAAAAACCAAAAUUAUGAAAUCCAUUAAAUUUAAAGGAACACUAUGUUCUUUUAAGCUUAAUGAGUUCAUAAUUUUGUUUCUAUCUACAUUCGCUUGUUUGUCUUAUGCUUUAUUAUCAAAGUACAUUAAGGCAUUAAACUAUGUAAAGUAACAAAACAAAAGUUUAAAACUGAAGGAGUUUUAGUGCGUGCAGCUCAGUAACUGUCAUUGAAGCCCCGGAAAAUGUGAUGCAAUUGGAAGGCGGCUAGCUGCAUUACAGAUAAACAUUUUCUAGCUUAAAAUUAUGUACUGUCACUUUCAGGUGACAAGAAAUCGGAGGAAGUUUCUGGCAUAGAAGAUCAAGAUAUGUUUUUGUUCUCUUAACCUGGUUAUUAUCAUGAGAGCAUUAUGGGCAUGAGAGAGAUGAAAAUACUAAAAGCUACACUUUCUGUCCAAUCUCGUUUGAAUACCUUCUUUUUUAUUUAUUUUUUAAUUUUUUAAUUUUGUUUUAUUCUCUUUUAAGACACUUUUAAUGUUAUACUUUGUGUAAAUGCAUUGUUUCAGGCACCUUAUUCUCAUAUACUGCACUACAUUUUUAAUGCGCCAACGUUUCCUUUUCAUUAUAUUUUUAACAGCUACAGGUUUAUGGUGAUUGAUCGUCUUGGCACAGAUCUACAAAAAUUGCUUCUCAGCAAUGGUGGAAAAUUUCCAUUAAAUACAAUUAUGCAAUUAGGGAUUCGUUUGGUAAGUUUCAACUAACAGUGAUUUAUUUAUUUUUUUAAAGGAACACUUCCCUACCCAUAUAUAAAAUAUUGUAUUAGAUAUACAACCAGUGACAACAUGCAUGCAUUUUAUUGUGCAUUUUUUUAAUUGUAGUAUAUCUAAAAAAAAAAAAAAAACAGGUUGCAAAUGUUACAUUUCUCUUGUUUGCAACCUUCCUCUUUUAAGCCCUCUCCUUUUAACCCCAACCAGAUUUUAUGCGGUUGUCCAAUCACAGACUUUCCAAAGCAAGUCAAUGAGAAGUCUUUGCAAGGCAGGUGUGCCUCUUAAGUUUAGCUCCACUGAGCUAAACAACCAGGAAGUAAGAGGACCGUUUGUCUAGUUGAGAGCCAUGGGGGUGUUAAAAGGUUAAUGUAUAAAUUUGUCAAUUUCAAUUGAAAAAAACAACACUCUUUACACAUUAAGCAUUUCAGCAAGCUAAAGUACUUUGAGGGUCUGGAGAGCUCCUUUAACAUUUACAUGUUUCUCUUCCAUUAGUUCAUCCUCGCUUCACUUUUUUUUCCCUGUUCCCCUUUUCAUUUCCAUUUUGAACCUCCAUAUGAUCACCCUUAUUUUCCUGGCCCCUGCACACUUAACAAUUAAUAGGGCACUCCAAACACCCUCACAUUUGUUUUCUGCUCCAGUGCAAGUAAUAAUGAUAACAUGUAUAAUUGAUCCAUAGGUGUGUGCAGCACUUUUAAAUUUUUAUUUAUUAACCUGUUAUUAAAUACUUAAAUCAGCACUGCCGCCCCAAUAAUAAAUUUAGUAGAUAUAAGUUGUUAGGGCAGCAGGAGUGUAUGGAAUUAGUCUGCAGGGGUUAAACUGUUUUGCAACGUGCGUCUCCAGAGCCCAACAUUCCUGCCCCAUGGCUUUCUUCCAUCUCUGCUUCCACAGUCUGAGGAAGGUUUAGCUAGGUAGCCGGUGAUAGGCUGAGAACAUUAGAUAAAGCUUUAAGCCUAGCAAUGGCAUUUCACUUAGAGAAAUAAUAAGUACUAUUUCCAUCAAUGGAUAGCAUUUUAAAAGACUGAUAUACAGUGCCCAUUACUGUCUGGAUUUUUCAUAAAACUUCAAAUUUGUAGCAAAUUAAAUUGGCAAUUUAAGACAAACAUAGCUGAUUUGAAGAUUUUGUUUUCUAAUUAUGCAAUAGUCCCAGCUUUGAUAUUUUAGCCUUAAUUUUGCAAUUUGAUUAAUAUUAAUUUGCUGCAGUUCAGAGUUUAGUGAAUAAACCUUUAUGCAUUUUACUGGCGUGGGGCUUGUUAAUGUAAUAGUGACUGUGAAUGAGUUCAUAACAGAGUUCAUAACAACAAUAACACUUUCACAACACAUCAUUUACCCAUAUUACUCUGUACUUGUGAACUUCUUUCCAUCUGCCCCUUGUAUUUAUCCCCAUAUAUCCCACUUUCCCCAGUGAUGCACCACUUUCCGUACACUUUUCUUUGCCCUUCUCUCUGAAACAUCCCAGUUUCUGUCUCUCUCCCCGGGUCACACAUUCACCUUAUACUUUUAUAAUAGUUUCCCUGAGAAGAGACCUAUGCAGGGAGCUGUGAGGAGGGGGCAGGAAUAGAACUUAAAGCCAUAACCUCACUUUCUAUCACAACAAUGAGCAGGGCAUUAGACUGCGUCUUCAAUAGGGUGUGCAUAGGUACAACUGGCACUCUCCAUGCACAUGUCUAUGCUUGUAUCAUAUAUAUUUAUUUAUUUAGCAGUUUAACUGUCCUUUUUACUGAAAGCUGUGCAGUUGACCGUUUGUUCAACAUACAAUCUGCCAAACUGUUUCUAAUAUAUUUUUUGAAAUGUUUUACUUCAAAUAAUGUCUUUCUCUACAUUUUAGCUUGACGUGUUGGAAUACAUACAUGAACAGGAAUAUGUGCAUGGCGAUAUAAAGGCAGCUAAUAUUCUUUUGUGCUACACAGAUCCAAAUAAGGUACUGUGAUUUUGACGUUCUAGUAGAAUCAGACCUGACUAGAACCCUUUUAACUGAAUAUACUUGCCAGAAAUGCAUUCUAGAGACAUUUUAUUUUGUUUUUUCAUUGCAUUUGGUGGGGAAUUUAUUUUUGUUUUUUUUUAUCUUCAUAUAAUGUUGUGAUUGCAAACGAGCUGGCAGUGUCCCUCUCCAGCUCAUGAUGUUGGUGCUAUUUCUCUGGACAAAUAAUGUGUCCCACUUUGUUGCAGACGAUACAAAAAAAAUUAAAAAUAAAUGAAUAGAAUAAAGUUCCUUUUGCCUAGCUACUGCCAGGGUCACUAACAACUUUACCUGAGUCAAUGAGCCUAGUGAGGCUGUUACUGCUGUGCCUAGACCCUGCCAGUGGCACAGUCCUACAACAUUUGUGAUCAGGAGGUAGAUAUAUCCUGUCUAAUAAUUGUUUAAUUGAUCCUAGUGUGAUACUGGUGGUUAGUUAUUCAAUACUGCUGUGCCAGUAGCCACUGCCACUUACAUCGAGUUUGAUUUGCUGAUUUAUUUAUAUUUUAAAUUCUUUAUUUUUGUUGUACACAAAUAACAAUCAGUCAUACCCUGCCACAACAGCAGGAGCAAAAAUAUAAACAUAUACAGUAUAACUGUGGCAUUUGAUAGAACUGUACAUUUUACAUACAGAUGCCCAGUACUCAGUGCAUACAAAAGCGUGUGGUGCAGUGUUCUGCCUUACAAUAGUUGUACAGUGCUUUGUCAAAUUUUAUGUUUUAUAUAAAAAGGAAAAGUCAACGAGGGUAUUAAAGCAGAAUAAAUCGUGUCUUUGCUUUUUAUAUCCAUUAGUAGAGCAUGGUUGUGGUCAGUGUGGUUUGCUAGCAGAAAGAUGCGUUUUAGUGUUGUAAAGGUAGAUGGUUGUACCCCAGCCGGCGUGGUGUCCUCAUGGGGAGACGGACAUGGUAUGGAACGUGUGUGGGAAGAGGUUCCUGGCCCCCGUUCCUACCUCCACGGGGCCUGUCUCAGGUGUGGUGGUGUAGCGUGUGAGGAGCCCCCAUGGUCUGCUGAUAGCUAUGUCGUUGGGGUAUUACUGGGGCAGCAUCCCCGUCAGCAGGGCAUCUCUUUGCUGUUUGAACCUGCUUCUGGGGUCGCGCCCUCCGUUGUGUUGCAGAGAGACUACAUCUCUCCUGUAGGAGGCGGUUUCUGGUGUCUGCGUGGUUGUGAUGUUGUGUGGUGAAGGUUGGGGGGGAAGAGGGAGGAGGAGAGAGGAGAAAAGAAGAAAAAAAAAAGAAAAAAAGAGGAGGGGGGGGAGGGAAGGCCGCACAGAGUUCCCCCAACAGCCCGCGGGGGGAGGGGGGAGCGCGCGGCGGGCCCUGUCUCUUGCUCUCGUCAAGUGCUGUAGGUCUUAGUCGCCUAUAUAUUCCUCCCAUGGUUGCCAGACUUUGUGGAACUUCAUUUCCGUGUUUCUUAUUUGGGCAGUGAGUUUGUCCAUUAAGUAAGUGUCUUUAAUUUUCAUAAUGACGUCGGUGUUUGUCGGGACUGAGGGUGUCUGCCACGCCUGGGCUAGCGCCCGCCUGGCCACCAUGGUGAUUUUGUAGAAUAGGAGUUGUUCGUGUCUGGGUUGGCCAACUAUCGGCCUAGAUAGCAAGACGGACCAAGGGUCCAUUUCCACCUGUCUACCCAGGACGUCCGUUAAUAAAGUCUGUACUUGUUUCCAAUACCCGCCUAUGACUGGGCUUUCCAGCCACAUAUGCACGAAAGUGCCUUUAUGUCCGCAUCCCUUGCAGCACGUGUCUGUCGUAGUUUGCCCCAUUCUGUAUAAUUGUACUGGUGUGGUAUACCAUCUCAUUAACAUUUUAUAUGAUUGUUCCUGGUGGAGAACACAGAUCGACGUCUUUGCAGCCGCCUCCCAUAUAUCCACCCAGUCCUCACCCUCCAACUCUCCACCCAGAUCAGUCUCCCACUGCCUAAUGUAUCUGGGGUCCGGAGUGUUUCUGUCUGGGGCACUGAGGUGUGCGUAGAGAAGUGUGAUCAGUCCUUUCUGUUCGGUCUCGGCAUUGCACAGUCGUUCAAAAAACGUCAUGGGUGUGUGUGCUGCCUGUUUGAUCUCUGGGCCGUUGGCGAAGUCCUUAAGCUGGAUAUAACGGAAUACGUCUUUCGUGGUCAGGGGGGCUAGGGAUUUCAGGUGGUCAAACGUUUUGAAUUUCCCCUUAUCGAAUAGGUGGAAAUAUCUCUGUACACCCGUGUUCUCAAUACCCCGGAAAUCUCGCGCACUCAGCCCCAGCUGAAAUGCCCUGUUGUGGAGGUAAGGGGUCAUCGGAGGUGGAGUGUGUUUGAGAAUGUAUUUGUCUGCCGUGAGGUCCCAGAUUCGGAUUGUGUUAAGUAUUGCCGGGCACGUUGUGCAAAUGGGUGGUCUAUCUUUUUUGGGUACCCAAAUCCAAAAUUGUGGUAGGUCCGUGCACAUGAGACGUGAUUCUAGGUCCGCCCACCUGUGGGAACCCGCCCGGGAGUGCCACGCCACCACCUGAGCCAACUGCGCCGCCAGGUAGUAGCAGUAGAGACUCAGGAGCCCCAGUCCCCCCUAGUUUUUGGCCGGUACAUCACCUGCCUGGCUAUACGAUGGCGUUUGUGAGCCCAGAUAAACUUGUCCAUGUCUCGUUGCAGUGAACUGAGGACUUUUACGUGCAAAGCCUGGAACAAAAAUAGCAAGCGGGGAAGGAGCGUCAUCUUUAUAGCGUGGUGUCUGCCUAUCCAGGAAAUUGGCUUUUCCUGCCACCUUUCUGGAUCGCGGCACAAUGAUUGUAUCUUACGGCUGUAGUUCGCGGCGUAUAGGCUAUCCGUGUCCGCAGUGAGCGUGACGCCCAGGUAUUUGAUGUUGGUUUUCGCAAUGGUGAACAAAUGUGCCGGUCCUAAGGGCUUCAAUGUCCCUCGGGUCCAUUCCCAGUGGCAUUGCCACUGAUUUUCCCAUAUUGAUUUUGUAUCCCGAGACAUACGCGUAGUCGUCUAAGAGCGACAGAAGUCGGGGGAGCGAUUGGCCAGGAGUGGACAUCGUAAUCAGGACGCCGUUCGCAUAUGCGGAGACUUUAUACUCGUCUUCUCCAACCCGAAUCCCUGCAAUGCCCGCCUCCCCGCUUAUUUGAUGAAGUAGGGGCUCUAAUGCGAUGAUGAACAGCAGGGGGGACAAGGGGCAACCCUGCCUGGUACCGUUGUGGGGUCGGAAGGGGGUUGGGGGUGCUCCCGGCACCAUAGUCUGCGCUCUGGGGUUUGCGUAGAGAGCCUCUAUCCCUCGAACAAAGGGCUCUGGCAUUUGCAAGUGUUUCAAUAAGGUGAAGAGGUAGUGCCACAAUAUCCUGUCGAAUGCCUUCUCCGCAUCCAAUGACAGGAUCAGAGAAGGCGUCUUGGUUCUGUUCGCCCACCAAAUAAUAUCAGCGCCCCUCCUCGUUUUCUCGUAUAGUUGUCUCGUUGGAACGAAUCCGACCUGGUCGGCGUGUAUCAGGGUCGUCAACAGGGGGUUUAACCGAGUCGCCAAUAUCUUUGCGAAAACCUUAACGUCGAAGUUGAUUAGGGAGUUGGGACGGAAAUUGGUCUCUACGGUCUUGUCCUCCCUGGUUUCGGAAUGAGUGUUAUAUCUGCCGUAAGCAUGUCUGGGUUUGCCGGCCUGCCCUCCAUCCAUUCCGCGUAUACCUGCGCAAGCCGGGGAGUCAGUGCCUCCCGUAGGGCUUUGUAGUAGGAGCCCCCGAAACCGUCUGGUCCCGGGGCCUUGUUCCCUUUCAGUUCUGUGAUCGCCCUAUCGAUUUCCUCUUCUGUUAUGGGCAGUCCCAGCGAAGACAUGGCUUCGGGGGCGGGCUUGGGUAUGUUAGUUUUGGUGACAAACUCCCUCACUGCCAGGUCGUAUACCUCGUUCUUCCCGUGUAACUCUGGGGAGUGGUUGUAAAUCUUAGAGAAAAACUCAGAGAGCUGGUUGAUCUCCACCGGAUCGUGUGUUACCCUCCCUUCCCCCUCUAGGAGCGCUGGUAUGGUGUGGAAUUUCGAUUUAGGGGUCAGAGCCCGAGCCGACAGGGUGUCCAUUUUGUUCGACCGUUCGUAAUAAAGGCGCCUUUUACGGACCAGCUCCCUACCUAGAUCUUCAAUGACCAUGUUUCUAAUCUUGUAACGCAAGUCCCUGAGCGCUUUGAGACCCUGAUCCGUGGGCGCCUGUUUGGUUUCCGCCCGUCGCAGCUCCUUCUGGAGUUCGAAGAGGGUCUCUGCUCUAAGUUUCUUACGUCUAGUUGCUAUUUUAAUUAGGGUCCCCCUUAUCACUGCCUUGUGGGCGGCCCAUAACGUGGACUGAGACACGUCAGGCGUGUCGUUCAUGGCGAAAUAAGCAGUCAGUUCCUCCUGCACUUGGUGCGUUACCUCAGGGUCCUUGAGAAGCGCGUCCCUAAGCCUCCACUUCCAUGGAGUGCUAGGACCCGGCAGUCGCAGUAUGAGUUCAACGUCCGCGUGGUCGGACCAUGUUAUAAGGUUUAUUCAUGCAGACUGGAUCCAUGGGAUUCCUCCUUGAUUAACUAGGAACAUGUCUAUGCGAGAGUACGUCGAGUGAGCCGCCGAGUGGAAUGUGUAGUCUCUGAUUCCGGGGUGUUGCAGUCUCCAGGGGUCUAGUAGCUUCAGUCGUUGGAUGAAAUUGGCCAAUAAUUUGUCUUGUCUCCCUCGCCCCAGUACCCCCCUGUAUGGCGCUGCGGUCUAUGGCUGGGCAAGGUGUGGAGUUAUAGUCUCCCCCCAGGACCAUUAUCCCAGGUGGCAGUGAGUGUAGACGGUUGUAGAGCUGAUCCCAGAAGACUGGGUCCGGGUGGUUAGGUGCGUAUAAAUUUAUCAGAUGGUAGGUGGCGUUGUAAAUCAUACCCGUGAGGAUGAUAUAUCUGCCCACACUGUCUGUUAGCGCAUUCUGCGUCACAAACGGGCAUCUUUUGUGUAUUAGGAUGUCCACCACGUUUUUCUUAGUCAAUCCCCGAGAGGAGUAUGUUCUAGUGUAUACGUGGUCUGUGAGUUGAAUGCGGGCUGAGCGCACAAGGUGCUUCUCCUGUAUAAACGCAAGGUCGGUGUGAGUUCCCUCAUCAGUAAUCGCCUCUUGGUUGGGGCAUUGAGGCCAUUGGCAUUAAGGGAUGUGAAUUUGAGCGUGGCCAUAGUGUGUAUCCUCGUCCUGUCGUCCACUCCCUACCGUCCGUUCAGGUUGGGGUCUGUUCUAGCCCUCCGCGCGCGCCCCCACCCCUGCAGCGCCGGGGAGGGGACGUGUUCGCGCGCUCCAGGUAGUGUGGGCCGCCAGCGGGUGAAGGGCGGGAGAACGUGGGGGGGGGGAGAAGGGAGGGGGUCGGGAACGCCGGCAUCCCCGGGUAGGGGGGGGGAGGUGGUGCGGGACUAGGGGUGGGGUCAAUCCCCUGCCUGGUGGGGUCGUGUGGUGUGUAGGGGUUGUCGGGUCAGGACCUGGUCUUAUUAGUGCCGGGUCUAUGUGGGGGUAGCCGUUCCCUCUGCAAGUGAGAGCCGCUACGCGGAGUGGGAGCGAGAUCGUCUAGUCGCCGUUCCCCCCGAAUCCGACCCUCGUAUCGUAUGUGUAGACUUAUAUCCCUGAGAACAUAGUGUCUGUGGGUAGAUUUUCGACUUAUGUAUGCAGAUGCUCUUGUAACCUGAACACAACUCUGAACAGUGAACAAAAACAGAAGGUUUCAACAAAUACAAGACAUUUCCAGGAGCGAGUGAGAAUAGAUUUCGAGCUCCGCACACUCUCCCCCCGUUUAAGCUCCCUCUUGCUGUCCCGUGAUCCCCCAAGUCUACCCGCUCUUAUUACGUAGGUUCCUUGUGGCCCUCCAGUGUGCUCCCUUUCCUCCCUUCCUCCCCGUCCCGGUGCGUAAGGAGUGUGUGACCAAUUCCCUCUUUCUGCGUGUUUUUUUUUUUUUCUUUUUUGUCCCCUUUUUUCCUUUCUCCCCCUUUUUUCCCCCUCUUUCCCCCCCCUUUCCUUUGCCUUUGUUUUUUUUUCUUUCCUUGUCUCCUUCCCCCCUCUCCCCGUUUUAGGCGUUCCCCUCCUUCCUUGGCUUACCCUCCCCUCUCCCGCCUCCUCCCCCCCCCACUCCCCUUUCUUUUUCCCUUAUUUAUUUUUUGUUUUUGUGUUGUUUUUAGCACUUAUGCGUAGUCAGUCUUUUUCCCGCUGUGCCCCCGUUUUUGUUUCGGUUGUAGGUUUUUUUUUUCUUUGCAUUUGUGUUUAUUACCUAUGCUUCUCCCAGUGUCUCCCUCCCCCCGUGGUCUACCUCGGUUGUAUCUGAGUGUGUGCGUCCGGCUGCCUUUGUCCAUUGACUAGCGCUGUCGAAAUGUCUCCCCGUUCCCUCUCCCCGCGCCCCCCCUUGCACUUGCCCAACUGACCCCGCUGACUUAGACUGUCCCUACUCUCUCGUGAGCCCUUCCCGCCCGCCAUGUUUGCUCCUUACCAGUUUACCCGCCUUCCCGUUGCCGUCCCCGUUCCCCUGCUACCUCCCUCUACUCUGUGGUUGUCUCGCAUUCUUCUCCAACAUAAGUCCUUGCUGUGUGCAGUCUCUGUUGUCGUCCAUGUAUAAGCGGAUGAAGUAAAAGCCGUUUCCCCUGUAUGGAUAGUCCAGGGUGUUGCUGGCGUGCGGUGCUUGGUGGCCACGCCGGUGCGGCAUCCUUCGGAGCUUCUCUGGGGUGGUCCGAUUCUUCUCUGGGUAUGGGCCCCAGCGCCCGGGCGCCUCUGUUGGGUAGACUGAAGUCGGAGGGUACCUCAAUGCCGAGGUCUCUCAGGAACACUUUGGGAUCCGCUGAUGGUAGGAGCACCGCCGGCCUGGGGCAGCUGAAGACCAUCAUCUUGAACGGGUGCCCCCAUGCAAAUUUCAGGCCCCGGGCAGCUAUGGGCUUCCACUCCCUCCUCCGUGCCAGCGUGGCGGGUGCAAUGUCCUGGUAGAGAUGUAUUGCCAUGCCGUCCAACUUGUAUGUGUGGGUUCUGGUGCUUUUUAUAAUGGCUUCUUUCGUGGCAAAAUAGUGCCAGCGCAUGAUCACAUCCCUGGGGGGGUCCGUCUAGGGGGCCCUGAGCGCUCUAUGUACCCUAUCCAGAGUCCACAGAUGGUCGGGGAUGUCAGGCAGGCGGGCAGCCUCAGUAGUACCGGCUGUAAGUCAGCAUCUGUGAUGUUUUCCGUGAGGCCUUUAACUCGGAGGUUGUUUCUCCGAGAUCUAUUCGAGGCGUCCUCCAUCUCAGUUUCUAGCUCCGCCAUUCUGGUGAGCAAUGUGUUUGUGGUUGUGGCGGCUUCGUUGUGGGCUGCAACCACGUGGUCCAGCCUCAGCUCCAAGGCCUCCGUGCGCCGGCCUACCACCUGGAUCUCAGCCUUGACGUCCUUGGCAGAUUUGUCAAUUUCUGCCGCCAGGUAGUGCCGGACCUCCGCCAGAGACUGGAGGAUUUCUCCAUGUGCUGUCUGCUGCGGUGGGUGGUCUCUGCUCCCGGUCUCCGUGGCGGGAGCAGAAUCAGCUCUCUCCGGGCCGGCGCCAUCUUUGCACAGAUGCGGCCUCUGCGUGUGCAGCAAUUCUGCCACCGACUGGGUACUUUCUUUGGGUCGUUUCCCGUGCUUCUUCCCUGCUGACGCGGCCAUUGCCUUCUCACCCCCCUGGGGCAGUGUGAGAUCGCUUGUACAGGGGUAAGUCUCUGUUUGCGCUGCGUUUUGGAUCGGUCGGGGCGCGGAGCUCGGAGCCUUAGCUGCCAUCUUCGUCGGUGUCAAGCCACGCCCCCUGAUUUGCUGACUUAGAAUCUGACAGUUAUUUAUGUUAAAGGACCACUCUAGGAACCAAGACCACUUCAGCUUAAUGAAGUGGUCUGGGUGCCUGGUCCUUCUAGGGUUAACCCAUUUUUUAAUAAACAUAGCAGUUUCAGAGAAACUGCUAUGUUUAUGAAUGGGUUAAGCCUUCCCCCAUUCCCUCUAGUGGCUGUCUCAUUGACAGCCACUAGAGGCGCUUGCUUCUCCUGUUUACAGUGAAACGCUCUCAUAGGAAAGCAUUGUAAAUGCUUUCCUAUGCUGCUGAAUGCGUAGCGCAGCUGUCGAGGAGGAGAGCUCUCCAGCUGGAAAAGGUAAGUUUAAACCCCUUUCCAGAGCGGCGGGGACCCUGAGGGUGGGGGCACUCAGGGGCACUAUAGUGCCAGGAAACGAGUAUGUUUUCCUGGCACUAUAGUGGUCCUUUAACUGCUUGUAGAAAGACAAUCCUUUUAAUAUUUUUUUUUGUGUGUGUGUGGGGUGACUGUUUCAAUCUAGUGUGUGCAGUGUUGUGUUUCUUAAAGUCUGAGACAAUAACAUUACAGUACUAGUAAAUACACAAUGCAAUUCAACAUUAAACAUCUAUUUGGGCUUAAUAAAGUAUCAUUACUUACUUUACACAAUACACAUUCAUAUUCCAAUUUAUCUGAAUAAUAAAAAAAAAUCCAAAAUCAUUUGGUACAUUCUAAUUGCAAAAAGAGAUUGAGGAAGGGUAGGAAUUCUAUUCCCCAGCAGUAGUGCCAUCUUCUCAGUCUUAACAUCUCUGCCAGCCUCCCUAGUAGUACCACCACUAUUAGUAGUAUUCAGCCUUGGGAUAAUUACAUCUGAUUCGCUAUUCAGGAGACAAAUAUUUGUUUGUUUUUUUCUCAGCCUUUUUAUGCUGCAAUUGGGGUCUCACAGUGUAAGGUCAUAGAAGAAUCUGUAGUUGCAGAAGCAACUAAGCCCACAAAUUUGACGACCAGGUCCUCGCUUCCCCUGGCACUGUAGUUCCUUCUAUUGCAGCUAGUUCAAGCAUGAUGCCGUUUGUGUUUCAAGGAACACUGUAUAUGGUCAGGAACCAAAUGUGUAUUCCUGACCCUAUAGUGUUACACUAACUAUUUACUCACACCUGACCCUCCCUGUUCCCCUUAAAACUAGAAAUACCUCACCUUGUUUCCAGUGCUGCGUGGGUCCGCCUGUGCUGGCUCCGCUCCCGAUCUGCCUCCUUGGCUAACAUCAUCAGAAUUGAUGCUCCCCCAUAUGAGAGCAUUGGAUUGUCUGUGAUUGUCAAUUUUGAUGAUUUCAGCCAAACACAGCCCUGGCCAAUUAGUAUCUACUCAUAGAGAUGCAUUGAAUCAAUGCAUCUCUAUGGGGAGCGUUCAGAGUCUCCAUGCAGAGCGUGGAGAUGCCAAAUGUCAGUGCUGCGCCCCAGGACGCACCUCUAGUAGCCAUCUGAGGAGUGGCUACUGGAGGUGUCCCUAGGCUGUAGUGAAAACACUGCUUUUUGUCUGAAAAGGCUGUGUUUACAUAAAAAAGCUUAAAAGGACUGACUAUACUCAUUAGAACAACUACGAUAAGCUGUUGUUGUUCUGGUGUCCCUUUAUGGAAGUACACGAUUGGUGAAACCAGCUGAAUCUAUUAAGGAAUGGAUGAACUCUGUGACACACACUCAUUAAUAUACAGUUUCACUGUCUCAGGCACAUACAAUGAACCAUACAAACCCAUUGACACACAUGGCACACUCCCUUUUAAGCUGUUCUUAACAGAACCUGCCCAGAAAUGCAUGUCCACAGCCUGUCCUCUUAUUCAUCCAGAGCCAGAGUGUCAGCUGCCAUGAUGUGAUUUUAUGAUAUAUCCCAUCUGCCUUCAGUUCUGUGACUAUUACGAGGAGUGAAGGCAUUCGUUGCUACUCCCACCACCUUUCUUCUAGCAACCUGCAACUGGACCGGGCUAGAGCGACCCACUGGAAAUUUCCCAGUGGGUCAGUCAGGCCCUAUCUAUAUUUAUUUGAAAUCAGAUUAUCAAUCUAAAAUAAUUCUCUUUUUAGCAUGAACAUUUCUGUAGGUUUUUUUUUUUUUUUUUGCAGCAUUUUUAAACCAUAUUAAUGUAAAUGCCCAAAAGCUGACAAAUUAUAAAUCAGCAUUGAUGAAGAAGAAUAUACCCCUUUUGCCAUAACUAAAGACAUCAAUGCUUGAUUUAAUUUGAUAUGUUCUGCCUGGUUUGUUUCAUUUAUUUUUGCAAUUGAUUAUGGAAGUUAAUUGACUAAAAAGGAUCAAAAAGAAUGCUAAGUUUAACUCUAAUCUUGACAGGUUACUGUUAUCCUCUGAUAGCAGUUUAUCCUGUAAGGCCUUGUAUGCGGCAUUCGAGAUGUGUUCCCUAUAACCUCAUUUCCAAUUUUCUUUUUGUUUUUACGAAUUGUCGCAGAACGUGAACCUGCUUUAACUUCUAACUUUGUUUUCUAUCUUGAAAAACCCCAAACUCUAUGAUUCUUUGUGGAGUUAAAUAAAACUAUUGGAUCUGAUCAGGCAUUUUAGUGAAAUGUAAAAGCUUCUAAGACAUAAACUGAGAGGACACAUAAAAGACACAUUGCAGUUUAUGAUGUGUAGAUACCCACCUGGAGAGAUGAAAGCUGGGGAGUUAAAGAGGGAAAAAAAGACUGAAAUCCAGCUAAAUUCAGAAACAAGAUAUAACGGUGAUGGGAAGAAUUUAAAGAAGAAGGGUAACUGUUAUUGCCCCCAGAUGUACAUAUUUUAUCUCGAGGUGCCAUUUGGUUUAAUAAAAUGCAGAUCAAAGCUUGUCCUCAACCUAUAAGUUUCUUAAGGCUUAAUUAUAAAGGUUAUACUUCCAAAGGACAAAAGCAUUAUUCAUUUAUCUGUUCCUGUCUUCUAGGUUUAUCUUGCAGAUUAUGGACUUUCUUACAGAUACUGCCCUAAUGGGAACCACAAACCAUAUAAAGAAAACCCAAAAAAGGGCCACAAUGGGACUAUUGAAUUUACCAGCUUAGAUGCUCACAAGGGAGUCGGUAUGUGCUCUUUUUUAUUAUUGUAUCAGUAGCUUAAUUAAAGAAUAUGUAAUUUGUGCAAAGUGAACUAGAGCCUCUUACUUUAGAAGAAGAUUAAUACAUUACCCAGCACAUUUUUAUUUAAUAAUUUAAAAAUGUGGCAUGCCGGCAGAUACUUAAUUUGAAAAAAAUCUUUAUAAAUUGAAAAAUAAUCUUUUUUUUUUUUUUUUUUUUUUUUUUUAAAGUGUUGCGUUCGAUAUCACAACCGUUAUGUGAUGGACUUUAUUGCAAAAAGCGAAAAAAGGAGAUUUACUCAUAAAAAAGGCCUCACGGGUGCAAAAUUUGGUGGGACAUUAAGAUCUGAAUAAUGGCAACAGAUUUGUCAAAGUAGAAGUGUUGAAAAAGACAUUGAACGACAUGUUCCAAUUAACACUGAAUUGUAUUAGUUAGCACUUUGGGAUACCUUAAUGAAGAAGCCUAAGGAUUAAUUCAUUAAAUGUCUCACUUUACCAAGACCUUGUAUGCUGGUACAGAAACAUUUCAAUUGCAGUAUCCUCAGACUAUCAUUUAAAAUUUUAUUAAUUCUCUUUGUCCAUCUGCUGGGGUUAUUUUGCCCCAUUGCAUCAUUAGAAAAAUUUAUGUCUAAAACUGUAUAUUCAUAUAGACCUAACAAGCAUCUUGAUGUGUUGAGGUUUUUUUUUUUUAAAUAAGAUCCUAAGAACAAAGAAUAUCAUAGUAACAUAGUGGCAUUCAGAAAAAAAUAUAAUUUGUGCUAAAGUGGAAUAGUAUUCAGGCCAUUUUUUAUUUUUUUUAAAACAACACUAGCAUCAGCUAAAGGAGGCUCUCUUAUCACUUAACUCUUACUGAGGUUCCCAAACCUAGUUUGUGGCUAAAAUUGAAAUCAGUUCAAAUUGGGUUGUUUCCCUUAUUUUAAAUAAACGCCGUGUGUGAAAGGCUAAAUUUAAUGGACGAAAGUAAUUUUUGGCAUAUACUAAUAUGUAACUAUGUCUUCCUCCAUGAAUACAUUUGCAUACACAUAUACAUGUAGUAGGAACUACGUCCUGUUUCCCUUGUACAUGUGGAACAAUUUCCAGCCAAGUAGUCCCUGCAUAUCAUUCCGCACCCAUUUCCUUGACUCUCAGUCCACCCGACAGGGCUGCCAUCAUAAUACUUAUGGCCCUUUACAAACAUAGUUGAUGUUCCCUUAUUAACCCCCACAUGCUUCCAGACGCAUAGAUAUAAACUCACACACAUAUAUAUUCCAGACCCACUCAUAGGAAUAUGUACACAUACCCAGAUACAAACUACCAGACAGACAUACACUCACACAGUGAUUCUUGAGGCCAGACACAUUGACAAACAUAGAUACACAGGCAAACAUACACAUACCCACUGCCAGGCACACAAAAACACUAGCAAACACACAUACAUACACUGACAGAGACGCACACAAACGCAAAUAUUGAAAUUCAAGCUGUUUUAGUCACCCUACUGUUUGCCUACCUUUUGCCAGAAAGGUUGCUUCCUUGGGGUCUAGUUGCCCAACUGGACCACAUAACAUUAUGGGUCCCCUUCCAGACCAAAAAGAAAGGCUGGUCCUCUUAACAGCCCUGGUAGCCUCUGCAUACAGGCAAUGUCUCCCUCUCUCCCCCCACCUUAAUUUUCCUUUCUCCCCUCCAUCCCAUUCUUAACCCUAAGUUCCAUCUAAUCUCUCUCUGACCAUGCUCCAUCUCUCUCUCCAAACCCAGCUCAAUCUCCAUAUCACCACCUAAGUUCCACCUCCCUCUCUCCCCCAGCUCCACCUCCCUCUCUCCCCAGCUCCAUCUCCCACUCUCCCCAAGCCCCAUGUCCAUCUCUCCCUUCAGCUCUAUCUCCCUUUCUCCCCACUUCCAUCUCCCUCUCUCCCCCUUUUGCAUCUCCCUUUCUCCCCAUUUACAUCUCCCUCUCUCCCCUCAGCUCCAUCUCCCUCUCUCCCCUCAGCUCCAUCUCCCUCUCUCCCCUCAGCUCCAUCUCCCUCUCUCCCCUCAGCUCCAUCUCCCUCUCUACCCCAGCUCCAUGUCCAUAUCUCCCCUCAACUCUAUCUCCCUCUCUCCCCAUUUCCAUCUACCUCUCUCCCCAUCUCUCUCUCUCUCUCUCUCUCUCUCUCUCUCUCUCUCUCUCCCCAUUUCCAUCUCUCUCUCUCCCCAUUUCCAUCUCUCUCUCUCCCCAUUUCCAUCUCUCUCUCUCUCCCCAUUUCCAUCUCUCUCUCUCUCCCCAUUUCCAUCUCCCUCUCUCCCCAUUUCCAUUUCCCUCUCUCCCCAUUUCCAUCUCUCUCUCUACACCAGCUCCAUGUCCAUCUCUCCCCUCAGCUCCAUCUCUCUCUCUCUCCCCAAGCUCCAUCUUCCUUUCUUCCCAGCUCCAUCUCCCUCUCCACCUAAUCUCCCUCUUCACUCCAUCCCCCCUCUCUUCCUUUUUGCCCCAUCCCCCUCUCUUCCCUCCCCUCCAUCCCACUCUCAACCUGUCUCUCUCUCUCUCUCUCUCUCUCUCUCUCUCUCUCUCUCUCUCUGAUCAUGCUCCACCUCCCUCUCUCCCCAGCUCCAUCUCCCUCUCUCCCACCCAGUACCAUCUCCCUUUCUCUCACCUAGCUUCAUCUUCAUUUUUUUUUCCCCCAGGCUCCAUCUCCUUUCCCCCCCAGUUUGAUCUCCCUCUCUCUUCUCCAUCCCUCUUACCCUUUGAUGCCUGCACUAUGCUUCAGGCCCUGUUCUCCAGUUAGGCCAGUUAGAAGGCCGCAAGACCCCAAUGAAUUUGAGGCCUUAGGUGGCCACCUAAAUCACCUAAUUAGAGAGUCGCCUAUGCUUAGAGUACCUAGGUUCCUUUUCAGUAAGUGUUUAGGAAGGCUCUGUAAGUCCCAUGCAGGGAGUUGUGACUAUGGUUGUAUAAAGAGACUUCACUCCUAAAUGGCAGAUAACUGACCUGUGAGAUUGCAGGGGUAUGAUAUAUAUAUCUACACCAAAACUGCUUCAUUAAGUUAAAGUUGUUUUUGUGCCUAUAGUGUCCCACUAAACUCCAAAAAGCCACAUAAAAAGUGCUGAAAACAAGUGCCCUCUAGAGGACAAGUGCCUGUAGGAAGGUACCUCUUCUGUCUAAUGUGAAAUCCAACCAAUGUCUGGACUGGGUUUUGCAUCAUAUCACAGCACCAAUAACUUGUACAGUCAGCCAUAUAUAUGUAGAUUGUGUACAUCCUGCGGAACAUGCCUUCAAAGAAGGUAAGCCAAUUAUGAAUCACACAUUUACAUCUAACUUUUUCUGCAUUAAAUUAUACAUUAUUUCAUAGAUUUGGCUGAUGAUUGCUCUACAAAAAGAACUAUGUUAUUUACUUCUUUAUAAAUCCUAAAUGUUGUAUUUAAAAAAAAAAAAAAACAAACAAAAAAAAAACCUGUCCUUGUUGCCUUUCAUAUAUUCUACUUACUUAAACUCACUUUGAUGGUAUCGGAAACACAUUUCCAGCUAAAUUACAUACAUAGUCCUUUUAUUGGAUAUUGAUUAUACUGCCCUGCAUUCCCAGGCAGACUUAAUUCAACAAUUUCCUAAUUAGUUAAAGUCAUAACCUAUGUCUUGUAUUCAUUUACCAUUAAUUAAACCUUAGUUGUUUAUUACACUGCAGUCUCAGUCCAACAGAAAGUUAAGAGAACAAUGCGAAAAAAAAGCGCUUGAGGAGGGCGAUGGCAUGGAGGUCAAAACUGAAAAUAUAUUUUAUGACGUUUAACUGUUGAUGUAAUAGAUUAGAAUCAAUGUGGUCAAUGCGGCAAAACAUUCUCAGUUGCUUUGUCAGAAAGACAAAAAGUCAAUUGAAAUAUUAUACCACUUAUUUUUACAUGCUGAGUGCAUAUACAUUUGUUUUUUUUGUUUUUUGCUUUAUUUUAAUGCCUGUACUCAAUGUGGGGUCCAGAUUAUGAAGGUGGUCUUUAAUAUUCGUAAAAGUGCAAAUAGUAGGAGAAUGAUUUUUAUUAACCCCUUAACGACGAGUGACGGACGAGGUCCGUCACUCAGGGGAAAGCGUUAAUGACGAGUGACGGAUCUUGAUCGGCACGCGUUAAAAUUAACCCCCGAUCGCCGCGGUGCCGGCUAUCGUGGGGUUAACGCUGUUGCUGGGUGCCUCCUAGUCAGAGGCAGACCAGCAGCAGCAAAUCCCGAUAUCCCAGCCCAUGUGAUCGUUGUGACAGCCAGUCACAGCGGUCACAAUGCUGCUGGGAUAUCUGAUCCGCCUCCCUCCGCCUCGUCUGGGUUUGUGAAGUGGAGAAAGAUGGAUCGUUGCAACAUUGUGUCCCAGAAGAAUAGUUCAGUUCUAUUAAAAGUUCCUAAUCCCUUUCCCCUUUAUUAAAAAAAAAAUUAACCCUGCUGCUUUAUCACUGUAUAUACAGGUCACAGUACAGUACUGUGAUCUAUUUUUUUACUUUCAAGGGUUACAUUUAGUUUUUUGUAACCCUAAGGGGUUAAAUUUUAUUAUGUGAUUGUAUUAAUUUGUGAUUUAGUUACUUGGGUGGGUGGAGUUUAGUGGGAAUUAAGGAAUUAACAUUUUUUUUUUUUUCAAAGUAAUUUAGUUAAAGUUUGGUUAGCUGUGUUAACUGUAUUAACAAUGUUUCGAAAGUAUAACGCAGAGGAGGCUUAUGCCCUGUUAGCGGCUGACUCCGAGGGGACUGACACUGCCUCAGAGAGUGAGGGGACAGGGACUAUGUGCAAGAUACUGCAGGACCAUCAGGAGAAAUCGACGAUUCCCCUAAUGCUGAACAUGGCGCAGAUGACUGGGUACCCCCUAAUAAUUUUUCCCCAGACAUCCCAGUGUUUACAGCAAAUCCUGGCAUACAGGCUGACCUGUCUGGCUAUAGUGCACUGGAUGUUAUGCAGCUGUUCUUGGGGGAUGAGAUUUUUGGGGAGAUAGUCACCCAGACUAAUCUCUAUGUGGAGCAGUACCUGGCACGCAAUCCAGACUCUCUUAUCUCCAGGAAAGAGAGAUGGAACCCAACCAGUGUGCCAGAAUUGAAACAAUUCUGGGCACUGACCAUGUUAAUGGGGCUAAUUAAAAAGCCCACAAUUAGGAUGUAUUGGUCUAAACAUCCUAUUUGCAAUACCCCCAUUUUUGCCGAGACAAUGACGAGGGAAAGAUAUGAAGACAUACUGCGAUUUAUGCACUUUAGUGACAAUAACAAGUGCCCCCCAAAAGGUGAUCCGCUGUAUGAUCUUCUUUAUAAAGUACGCCCUUUAAUUGCCCACUUUAACAGUAAAUUUGCCACUAUAUAUACCCCCAAUAAAAACAUUUCCAUUGACGAGUCCCUCAUGAAGUUUAAGGGAAGACUGGGGUUUAGACAAUGUAUCCCAUCCAAAAGAUCCCGAUAUGGGAUCAAAUUUUAUAAACUGUGUGAAAGUGGCAGUGGCUACGUAUACACCUUCCGUGUAUACGAAGGAAGGGACAGCCACCUUGAUCCCCCAAGUUGCCCAGAUAUAGUAGGGACAAGUGGGAAAAUUGUCUGGGACUUAAUAAUGCCACUACUUAAUAAAGGUUAUCAUUUAUACAUCGAUAACUUUUAUAAUAGCAUCCCACUGUUAAAAAUGUUGUACUGCUUCGAGACCGUGGCCUGUGGCACUAUUCGGAAGAGUCACACAGGUUUCCCAAAGGCUCUAGCGAACAAAAAAAUGAAAAGGGGGGAAACAGCAGCUCUCUGCCAGAAUGAACUGCUGGCACUCAAGUACAGGGAUAAAAAAGGAUGUUUUCAUCUUAACCACCAUCCGUGGUGAAAACACUCGGAGGGUCGCAGUUCGUGGCAGAGAGGAAUGUAAACGAGUGCCAGUCUGGAUACGGCAAUAUAAUCGGCAUAUGGGGGCAUUGACCUGCCCGAUCAACUGAUGCAGCCGUAUUUUAUCAUGCGAAAGACCAGGGCAUGGUAUAAAAAAGUGGGCAUAUAUCUGAUGCAGAUGGCAAUCCACAAUGCCUUUGUUAUUUUUAAAAAGGCAAAUGCUGGGCUUAAAAGCACUUUUUCUUUCAUUCCAGUUUGAGCUCAUUUCUGGGCUGCUCGAGUGCCGCACAAGGAGACCAUCAGUGGAGCCUAGCAGAAGAAUGGAGGCAGGUCAAUUCUGCUUUAAGAUUCCACCAACCCCUAAAAAAACAAAACCCCCAGAAAAGGUGCAUGUGUGUUACAAGAGGGGCGUAAGAGCUGAGAUCAGCUAUUACUGCCCUGAUUGCCCCUCUCAACCCGGCCUAUGUAUUGGCCACUGUUUUAAAAUUUUUCACACCCAGGCCAAAUAAGUAGAUUUUGGGGUGUGAUUUUUACUGUCUGGUUACCGAAUCUUGGCUUUGUCUCCCGCUUAUCCUGUCUUCUCUGAUCCUUGACCUCGGCUUGUCCUAUCGUUGUUCCGUUUCUCUUUACUCCUUUGACCUCGGCUUGUACCUUGACAAUUCUCUGCUUGUAUAGCCCGGCCAGUCUAAGGACCGGUAUUACAAGUUUCUCUCUCUGUGCUCUCUCUUUGUGGUCUGUCUGUGUUUUGGUUUCGGAAUCCAUGACAGCUUUGCCCGGGACGCACAUGACUGGGUACUACCCCCGGAUAAGUUUACCCCAACUAUUCCCCCUUUUCACAGCAAAUAGUAUGCACUUGUUCAUAAUUUUAAUUGAUGAGCUGCUUAUACUUAAAAAUAUAUGUGGCCUUUGAGAGGUAAUUUGCAGUCCUGAGCUGCUAAAAUGAGACUUGGGCCCAGCAUCCACUUUUGAAAAAUAUGGAAGUGGUGUGUGUCCAAUGUGCCCCUUCAACAUCCACACAACCCUGAGAAAGGUACACAUGGGAGUAUCGUUGCACUAAGAUGACAUAGCUGAGCAACAUAUUAGGUGUUAUACUGCCGUAGCACACAUAGGGAUAGCAAAAUAUACAGUGACAUCUCCAAGUGUGUGUCAAAAAGGCAGAAAAAAUGCUAAUUGCAACUAGACUUGGUACAAACUAACAAAAAAAUGAUCCUACACUAAGGUUUAGAAUAUACCUUUUUGAAAUACCCUGGGGUGUCUACUUUAAGAAAUGGUAGGCCUUUGUGGGGUAGUUUGAAUUUUAAACCUGCUAAGAUGCUUGGAAAUUGCACAUAGGCCCAGCGUCAAAAUUCAAAGUUUGGUAAAAACUGAUAUGGCUUAGUCUCCUAUAUGGCACUGUAGCUUCACGAAAUAGUGCCAAAGACAUACAAUGGGGGUGUCCUUUUACUCAGAAGACUUAGCUGAGCAUAAUGUGGGGGGUUUGAACUUAGUGGCACAUGUGAAAUAUACAAAAUGCCCAGUAAAAAUGCAAUCCAUAUGUAAAAAACGCACAAAAUUAUUUUUUACCACAUACUUUGGCAUCUAUUGGUGAAAAAAUGGGGGCAUGUUAAGGCACAAUAUGCACCUUAUGAGAUACCCUGGAGUGUCUACUUUUACAAAUGGUAGGCCUUUGUGGGGUUUUUUGAACAGUCAAACUGUUAUAAUAACCCAAAUGGAAGCAUAAGCUCAUUGAAUCCAUCUCUCAAAAUUCUGUGAGUAUUGAAAAGGACAGGUCUCCUAUAGGGCACUGUAGCUUCACGAAAUAGUGCCAAAGACAUACAAUGGGUGUCAUUUUACUCAGCAGAUGUAACUGAACACAAAAUAAAACUUCACGCUGGAGGUUCUCGUGCCCAGUUCUCCUAUAUCUUUUUUAAGACUUGACAGGGCCGCCUCCCAGCCAGCCAUCAUUUUGCUGGAGAAUGCUCCCAGUUGUUCCAAAAGGAACUGUUUAGUGACCGGCUCUUCCAUUGUCUGGUCGGCUGGAUCAGUAAGGGGGUUGCCGUUGUAUGUUUCCUCUCCGCCAUCUUGUUGGUGUGCCUGGGUUGUUUGUUUGGUCGGCGCUGCAUUUUGGCCAAGCAAAUUAUGUCUUUUGGCUUUGGUGGAUUGUCUUUUUUUGUUUAGGUUGCGACAUAGUUGUUUUCUGUGUUUCUGGGUUGUCUAUGUCGGGUGUUGAAUUACAUGUCCAUCUUUCUCCGCUGGUAGCCAAUCCCCCAGUAUGUUGGACUUUUGAUGGUAUACUCCUGCCUGUUGUACAUUGCUCUCUAGCUCUGAUUGUUCUCUAUUUGAAAUGCUAUCAUCCUGAGCUGUAGAGCUGCUGUCUGGACUCUGUGCUGUAUAGCUGCUCCCCCACGGAUCAGUGAGUAGUAGAGAGAGGCAGGGAUAUUCUGUAACUUCCUGCUUGCUUUAUUCCAUUUUAUAGUGAUAUACAGUGUAGUUGAUGGCACUGGGCUGUCCUGCAAAUGUCUUGUGAAUAACUGCAUUCGUGUGAUCUGCUGGUUUUCUAUGUGUUUAAAAGAACUGUAUUCCUCUGAUUGUUCGGUAGUUUUAUUCCCUUAGUUCAUUCGAAUGAAACUACCGAACAACCAGACCCCCCCUGUGUGAAGUGUGUCCUCAAUUACCCGUUGCAACAUUGUUGCGAACGGGUAAUUGCCUAGUAAGUAGCCGUCCUUUGUUCUCGGGGGUGGCCGCCAUUCGACAAACGAACACGUGGCGGCGGCCAUUUUAAAACUCCCGAACAGCGGUGUUUUGCCGUCGAGUGUCUGGAACUCAAAUCGGACACUCGAGUAGGCGAACACCGCUGAGACCUCCACAAGCCCGGUCCGUUCGGUUCCUAACUACCGAACGGCCCCUCGUUCGGUAGAUAGAAAGAACCGAACGAGGGGAUUCAGGCGAACCCUCCCUAGCCUCUAUAGCUAGAGGCUUUCGUGUAUUUUAUUCCCUUAUGCCAGGACCGACCGCAGGGCCCAUUCGCAUGGAACCUUAUUCGGCUAUCUCAGUUAGUGCGGUCGGUCAUUUUAUUCCCUCCAUACAUUUCCCGAACCCCUGGUCUGAUCUGGGUGAUUUUUGGAUAUGUUGUUCACCCAGAUCAGGGGUAUCCGGGGAUGUAGGAUUUAAAGAGGUACCCCUACGUUUAGGGGUACAUCCAGAAACGGGGGGAAUUACUGUACUGGAUAAGGGAUUAUGAUGCUGGCUGAGGGGAGGAGAUGUGUGGGAGGUUACCAGGACAGGAUUGGCUACUGUAAUAAUGAGUGUAAAUCCCUCCCUUGCAUGGGAGCAUGCUUUAUAAGGAGACUGUGGAUUAAAGCUUUCAGUUCUGCUCCUGAAACUGUGUGUCGUCCAGUUAUUGGGAUUGCUGUUGGGAUAUUGCUGUAUUUUACCAGCUGGAAACCUUGCCUGUGGAUUUACUAUUUACUUGUUCCUGAGCCUCACUUGGAUUAUAAGCGGAGAUAACCUGGGGAAUAUUGCAUCUCCGCUACAUACAGUAUUGCACAAUGUUGAUCUCUCCAUUUUCUCCACAUCUACAUAUGGUGGAUUUGCUGCAGAAUAUAUUACCAUAAACUGUAUAUACCCCUGAAGGGGAUAAAAACUAAAAUAUCCUUUUCCCAUUGUGAUGGUAUUUCCACUCCAUGGGGAUUGGUGUUCUCUACAAUUUUACAAUAUUUGCUAUUUAUGUAAUAUUAGCUGUAUCCAUUUUUACAAGAAUACGUACAGUAACUACUGGGAGUUGGAACAUAAAUUUGCUACAUUCUACUAUUGAUCUUCUUAGCCUUUUGAAUUGGUUUCUAUUAUUAUGUAAGUUUUUUGCUGUUGUGUUUUUUACAAAUUAGGUGGUUUGAGUCCCCUCUUUACUUGUAUUAUUUUCAGCAGUGUAAACCCAUCAGACAAGCAGUAUCCCUAUAUUCACCUAUUGUAAUUCUGGUACUCUGAGUGUCCCACUCAAAACCUUGCAUCACUUGUAUUAUUGAAAUGUUGGGAGGUAUGCAUGUGUUUUGAGUGUUUCUCCAGUGGCUGAAAUAAUUGAAACAUAUCUGCACAUUCUAGGACUUUGGUGUUUUGACCUUGAGGGGCCUCAUAUGAUCUAUCAUAUAGUCUGCUAAAUUGUUCACUGUGCUUGUUUACAUCCUUUGUGGUUUUUAUAUACAGUGGAAAUGUAUGUGUGAUAUAUAUAAUUUAUAAAUAUAUAUUUCUUCAGUGGAUGUGAUGAUCUAAAGUAGAAUAAUUGCAAUCUCACAAAUAGAGUUCAGAAACAAAGUGUCAGAAUGACGUCACAAUCACACAGCAUUAGGUGAGAUACUAAAAUCAACAUCAUUUUUGUUGCAUUGUAGGCCUUGCGCACAAGAAAAAAAAAAAACUCCAUGUUUUCUCUUUUGCAAAAACACAUCUAUGGAUAUGAUGAGAUUUUUUUUUUUUUUUUACCACCUAUAAAAUAUUGUCACUGAUGAGCACAGAGCAGGAGCAGGGGAUAUCAGUUACUCACAAUAUGCAACCUGAUGCCUUUGAAGCAUUACAGUGAAUCAUGUUAAAGUGCCUUUGCUUUCUGAACGUAAAACUCCAAUCUCGGGAACACACCUUUUAAACUGGGAAUAAGAAAUUUAGUCAUUCAAAUUGGAUAUCUAAUAGAGAUUAUAUAUUGUGUGUGUGUGUGUGUGUGUAUAUAUAUAUAUAUAUAUAUAUAUAUAUAUAUAUCUCACUUAAACUAUCAAUUCUGAAUGAUAUUAUUAAGAACUGUAAAAUCCAUAAAUUAAGUUUACACUAAAAUAAAAUGUGUGUGCGUGUGUGUAAGGAAGCAUUUUCUGUUUAUUUUGUAUGUAUAUUUGGUAUGAUUUAAAAAAAACAAUAUAUAUAUAUAUAUAUAUAUAUAUAUAUAUAUAUAUAUCUCAUAACUGUUCUAACUAUUUCUAUAUUACAGUAUGCAAUCUGAAAUUAAAAGAAUUGUCCAUAAAAUAAGAUGUACAUAUUGAAGAUGUAGCAUUUAUUUUGUAAUAAACCAUUCCACGGUAAUGGCACAAUCACUUGAUAAUAUAUUUAUAUGUGUAGAAUAUUUUCAUAGCCCCCUCAGCCUAUUUAUUGCCACAUUUAAUUUCAAAAGCCUGUACGUUGUUUGAUAAUUAAAGAGAAUUCUUUCUGUGUUUGAGGCACUGCUUUAAUUUGUUACAUUGUUAGUAGUGCUAAAAGUAAUAUUAGGAUCAAUGUACGCUAUAGAUUUUUGUAGUUUUUUCCAGUUUCAAAGCAUGCAGUCAAUACCUAAUUUCUUUGUAGGUAUUCCACACUUAAUGUAUUGAGGCGCUUUUUAUUUAUUUAUUUUUUAAAGUCUUUUUAUACUGUUGUUGUCAUUGAAAGACCUGUGUGUGUGUGUGUGUGUGUGUGUGUAUAUAUAUACAUAGUUACAAAUGAGAAAUUAUUAGAAAUGUAAAAUAAUUGUUUUGCAUAAAUGCACAUUUUUUUCUUUCCUUGCUAUAUUAAAUCUCACGUUCAAGUUAAACAGCUAAUGUUAACACUUUCCUUGCCAACGGUAGCAUCAAAGUAGAGAACGCAUGCAAAAAAGUGGUUUAAAUUGAUGAGUAACCAUUGAUGCAUUUAACUGCAGUUUGUUACAUUGGUAAUGCACUGCACAAAUACAGUAGCUGGAGAGUCAUCUCAUCUCUCUGAUCUAAAUUAAUGCAGCAGCAUAUCUGUCCCUUCGGUACUGUUUAAAAUGUAAAUUUAGUUUGCUAUGCGUAAGAAAUUUGUGGAGGAUCUUGAUAAGGAUUCCUUGGUAGUAUAACCCCUCUGUAAUUUACUUGUGGCUCGGCUAGUAGAUGAGAAUAGAUAAGCUACUGUGAACCAAGUGAAAGAGGCUUUAUUUUGUCAUAGUCUUCCCAUUACUAUAAAAUGUGGAGAAAUACAAAGACUCACUAACCCAAAACAAAAAUACAAACAAACCGAAACAAUAUAUAUAUAUAUAUAUAUAUAUAAUUUGUGGUCAAGGCAUAAAGCCGUAGAGUUAGUAAAGUCAGUUGUGGUGUGCCGGAACUGACGAUGCAGUAGGCCUGAAAUAAAAGAGGGCAAAAAAGAUGUAACCAGUUUAUUCAGCCUACAAUACAGCAUAAGAUUAUCACACAAUCAUAUUCUUGAAUGCUAGGCGUACUUCCUGAUCUUGCUGGGGUAUGUAUCUGGUGUAAGCUGUGGACUGCCACCGGCCCAAUAUUUAAUGAUGUGCGCAGGAAUAUUCCUCUUUGAAGCAGUAGUAGCCGCUCCUAUUCUAAAUGAGUGUCUGGAAUAUUUGGCUGGAUUUAGUCCCAACCUUACUAACAACGUUCUUACAUAGAGCAUGAACUUACAGAUAGUGAGGGUAUUACCGUAUAAUGCUAGCAGUGGUUGAUGUGGUGCUAUUUAAAAGGAAGAAAGGUAUUGGUCGAAGACUUUCACGGGGCACCAUUUAUUAUUUGAUUUAUUUAUUUAUAAAAUAUUUUACCAGGUAAGAUACAUUGAGAUUUCUCUCGUUUUCAAGUAUGUCCUGGGUCCACAAAUCAUUGCAUUGUUACAUUAGGGUACAACAAAAUACAAAAAUCAAUAUUAAUACACAAUAUAUACAAAAUUUAACAUAGAACAGGCAGGAAAUAUAUAAUCAACCAUGACACGUGCAUUCUGUUUUGAGGUAUGUAGAGAGGGAUCUCUUAAAUGACUUUAGGCUUAGGGAAGAUUUUAAAUUGUGCGGGAGGUCGUUCCACAAUUGCGGUGCUCUAUAGGAGAAGGAGGAUCGGGCCGCUUUCUUUUUGUAUUGAGGUAGACUAAGAAGUAAAGUGCUUGUACUGGAUCGGAGAUUAUAGAAAGUGGGAACAGCUGGGGAAAGCAUUUUGUUCAGGUAGGGUGGGAGUUUCCCAUAAAAGCUCUUAAAAACAAGGCUGGAAAGAUGAAGGGUGCGUCUGGAUUCCAGUGACAGCCAGUUUAGUUCUUUUAGCAUGUCACAAUGAUGGGUCCUGUAAUUACAUUGUAGCACAAAUCGGCAGAACGAGUUAUACAAUGUGUUGAGUUUAUUAAUGUGGGAUUGUGAUGCAGAUGCAUAUACUACAUCCCCAUAAUCAAUGAUUGGCAUCAGCAUUUGCUGUACAAUAUUUUCCUUUACUGUAGUGCUUAGGCAGGCUUUGUUUCUGUACAGGGCACCUAAUUUUGGAUAAAGUUUAGAUGCAAGCUUUUCUAUGUGCAGGCCAAAAGAUAGAUUGGGGUCUAAUAUCAUACCCAAGUAUUUGAAAGAGUGGACUGCGGUCAGUGUGCCAUUUGAAUUUGUUUUGAUGGAUAGGUGGGAAUUGUGUAAUUUGUGUAAUUUAUGUACUGUUCCAAAGACCAUUGUGACAGUUUUGUCAGUGUUCCGGAAGAGUUUGUUUUUUGCGAUCCACUUUUCUACCUCUGUAAACUGGUCUUGGAGCACAGCCUCAAGUUGCGGUAGAUUGGAUUUGCUCGCAUAGAUUACCGUGUCAUCUGCGUACUUGUGUACAUUUGAGGAUUGGCAGACAUUAGGCAGAUCAUUUAUAAAUAAUGUAAAUAGUAGGGGGCCGAGAAUGGAACCCUGGGGAACACCACACAUGACUGGGAGAGGGAGUCACUGUCAGAAAUGGACACAUAUUGCGAGCGAUCCGAUACAUACGAUCAAAACCAGUUUAGAGAAUGAUCACCAAUACCUGAGUUUUUGAGUUUGUGCAGUAGAAUGUCGUGGUCUACUGUGUCAAAGGCCUUAGCAAAAUCAAGGAAAAUAGCUCCAGUUAGGGCUCCUUGUUCCAUGCCAGUUUGGAUGUCAUUGCAAACUUUUAGGAGGGCAGUUGUAGUGGAGUGAUUCUGGCGAAAGCCCGAUUGAUCAGGGGUCAGAUAGUUUAAUUGUUGGUAGUACUCACAAAGUUGCGUAUGGACACAUUUUUCUAAGAUGUUUGACAAUACUGGGAGCAAUGAUAUUGGGCGAUAGUUAGAAACCAAAGUAGUGUCACCACUUUUAUGGAUAGGCACUACUCUCGCAGUCUUCCAAAGUUUGGGUAUGUGUCCAGACACCAAGGAUUCGUUAAUUAGAGUUAAGACGGGUUUAGCAAUUGCCGGCACACUGAGCUUCAACAGCAUUGCUGGGAUUUGAUCAGGUCCGGACUGGUUUUUCAUUUUUAGAUUAUUCAGAUGUUUUUUAAUGACACUAACAGGUACAGGUCUAAAAAUAAACUUGUCUAUAUUGGGCCUUUGCAAAUUUAGUGUGACCUGAUCCACAUUUGUAGUUUCAGGAUGCGUGUCAUUUAUUAGCUUGGCAAUCAGGGCAGUAGAGCAUCCGACAAAAUAAUUGUUAAAGGCAUUUGCUACAUCUAAGGGAAGUUGCAGGGUUUGGUUACCCACUUUGACAGUGGAGGGUUGGGAGUGGAUUGGGGGAGUUUGUAGUUUAUUUAUGACUUUCCAAAAGUUUCUAGGGUUUGAGAUGUUACUGUUCAGAUUUUCAUAGAAAUAUUGGGCCUUGACCAGUUUUGUCUGUUCUGUGCAUAUAUUUCGCCAUUGUCUAUAUGCACAGUGAUCAUUCAUAGAGCCAGUACGCUUAAACUUUGACCACAAAGAAUCCUGAAACGGGUACAUUUGGAUGAGGUCAGCUGUGAUCCAGUUCAUAUGUGCUCCUUUUACCUUCACCUUAUGCAGCGGGGCAUGCAAAUUCCAAAUUUCUAGGAGUUCAGACUGAAAGUAUUCAACAGCACAGUCUAGAUCUGAGAUAAUGUUUAAUCUGUGCCAUGAGAGAUUCUUGAUGUCAUUUAAAAAGGAUUCAAGAUUAAAUUUUUUGAAGGACCUAGUUAUUUUAACCUUGGGAGAGGAUUUAAUAGCCUUUAUUUUGCGCACGCAGUACACUAAACAUUGAUCACUGAACGUGUUUGGGAGAACACCAACCUCCUGGAUUCUAUCAGGAGAAGUGGAGAGAAUCCAAUCGAGCAGGGUAUGGUUAUGGCUUUUAAUGUUUAUGCGAGUUGGGGAGGAGAUUAAUUGCGUUAGCUGCAAAGUCUUAAACAGCGUGCAAGAACCAUUAUUUUUAGGGUUCAGCCAAUCAAUAUUAAAAUCUCCAAAGACCAACAGUUCACUUUUUGGGUUUUGAGCUAUGGUUUCACUAAGGAGAUGGGCUAUGUCAGAAAGGGAAUGCACAGGGGAGCUAGGUGGGCGGUAGAUUCCUGCAACAAUGAUUGAUUUACUGCACGGGAUCUCAGUUGUGCCAGAAAGGAAAUCAAAGAUGGCAGGAGGACUAAGGUUUUGUAAAGGGGUAAACUUUAUGGAAUUGUCAACAUAAAUAACAAUGCUUCCUCCUCUCUUUGCUCUGUCAUUUCUAAAACAUGAAUAACCCUGUAUUGCAAUGGCGGUGUCUGGUAUUUUAGCUGUUAACCAUGAUUCUGAGAGCACAAUGAUUUUUGGUUUAUAAUGGGAACACCAGGCUUGCAGUGCAUCCAAUUUAGGGCGUAAACUACAGAUGUUGUAGUGCACAAAAGAGAGGCCUUUUUUUAGUGGGGAGAUUAGGACUAGAAUUAGCUGGGGGACCAGGGUUAGACUCCACAUCAUUUGCAAGGGCAAGUAACAUAAGGAGUAGGAAUUUGGACAUCAUUUUUGUUUGGCCAUAUAGUGAAUGGGAUAAUUUAUAAUUUUGUGAGUUGGGGGUAGGAGGGCUAUUUUUUAUAACUCUCCACCAGCACUCAGCAGAUAAGUUAAAGGAACAGAGCAGGCCAUGGUGUAUUAUAAUUUGCGUUCCAGUUUGAGUUGUGUGCUUAUGCUGGUAGUGGUGUGAACAAAAUUGGAUUGAGAAAAGGGUUAUUAAGAAUAACAGUAUGGUUAUAUUAGGAUUCAUGUUAGUGGUAUGAGGUGUGUAGUUGAAAAUCAAACAGAUAUUGCGUGAAAAAAAAAAUUAAAUAGAAGUAUAUAGUUUUGGUGUAUGAUAUAUCUAUUUGUAGUGAGAGAGGGUAUGUGUUCUAUAGGGUUAAGAGAUUGAAAGGGUGUGCUGAUCAGUGGUUGCACCUGUCAUUUCAGUAGAUUGAAAGUUGUGUGGGAGACUAUCUAUAAAUGAGAAAAUGACCAUGGGGUGGGUGGGAGGGAAAAGUCAGUCUUCCAGAAGGCUACCUGUUUCAAAUGGCCAUGGAACAGCUGAUGGAGCUCUGAGUUCUAUGCUGGACUGGGUAUGUUUAAAAAUCAGACUGUGGGAGAGAGAUGUAUAUUAGGGUCAGAUGGGCUAAGAGAUGGGGGGGUGCAUAGAUGGACAUUUGAUUUAAGGUCAUUUAAGGAAAAACAAAAGCAAAGAUUGAGAAUUACAGAGAUAAGACAGAGGUAUUUAAGUAGGGAAAUAAAACCAUUAAACAAGGAACAGGAAAGAUAUAUGGGCCUGAGCUGGUUAAACUAACUUUUAACAUGAUGGACAAAGACAAAGGUGAUAAAAUACUUUGCAUGAUUAGCACAGGCUAUAGUUACAAAGACAUGAAAAUGUAUACAUUGAAAAGAAUAAAACUAAAUAAUAUUUACUUAAUAUAAAAACAUACACAUACAGUAGGGUAAUAGGUAAUAGUGACAGUCUGUCCCUUCACACUGGUUUUUGUAUGAUGUAGGGACAGUAAAUAGUGAUCGUGUAUUUUUACCAGGUUGGAUCUUGUUUAGGGUGUUGUAAUUAGUGGUGGUAAACUCUUUGGGCCGAAGGAACCCAUAAAACGCUAAAUAGAUGGCCGUUUUCAUGACCUGGUUUGUGUGAGUUUCAAAUGGUGAAGUGUGUGUGUAUGUAUAUAUGUGUGUGGUGUGUGUGUGUAUAUGUAUGUAUAUGUAUAUAUAUAUAUAUAUAUAUAUAUACAUAUAAGCAAUGUCCUUGCACUCACGCUUUUAAAGUCUUGCACUAAAAUUUAAACAAUGCAGUUGCCGGGUGCCAAUCCCUUUAGGGAUUAAAUAGUGUAUACAAAAAUAGAAAAGUAGAAGCUGCACUCACGGUCUUAGUAUCAAAGUAGAAAAAGAAGUUUUAUUCCAUGUGUCACAAACGACGUUUUGGUCCGCACAGGGACCUUCCUCAGGAUAAAGUGAAGCACCUUAAAGUGCUUCAAUUUAUCCUGAGGAAGGUCCCUAUGUGGACCGAAACGUCGUUUGUGAAACAUGGAAUAAAACUUCUUUUUCUACUUUGAUAGUAAGACCGUGAGUGCAGCUUCUACUUUUCUAUUUUUGUAUAUAUAUGUGUGUGUAUGUAUAUAUAUAUAUAUAUAUAUAUAUAUAUAUAUAUAUUAUAAUAUGUAAAUAAUUACUCAUUGAAAACCAAAAGUAAAUAUGUGUAGAAUUUUAACAUUAGGAACAGAUAGGUGGAAUAAAAAGGAAACAAAUUGUGCUUAACAUAAAAUAGAGGAGGCAACAGGCAUACAGUGCAUUCAGAAAGUAUUCAGACCACUUUGUUUUUGUUUCUUUUUUUUUUACACAUUUUUAAUGUAGCAGCCCUCUCCUGCUAUUUUUUUUCACAUCAUUCUACACAAAGAUUUUUUUUUUUUUUUUUUUUUUUACACCAAAAAAAUAUAUAUCUGAAAUAUCACAUUGACAUAAGUAUUAGGAACCUUAACUCAGUACUUACUUCAAGCACCUUUGACAUUGAUUAUAUCCUCAAGUCUCUUUGGGUAUGAUGCAACAAGGUUUGCACACCAGAAUUUGGGUAGUUUGUGUAUAUAUGAAUGUUUGUGUGUGUGUAUAUUGUGACAGGGUUACUUGGGGCAGGUUAAUUAAAGGCAGUUAUAUAAGUCUGUUUAUAUAAAGUAUACUUUUCUCCUGUUCUAUGGUUAAUACUGCCCUAUUUAGCCUGCUGAGAUUUUCUCACUAGUACUGCUGGUAACAGACACAGAGUGUGCAACUGUGCGGUAAGAAAACUUUGUGCUGUUUCAUUAUUGUUACUGGGAACCACCUUAGCUGGCCAGUGCUGUAAUAAAGUUAAUCUCCUAAAAGCAGUAGGUUUUGCUUUGCUUUUCGUUUAAGUAUUAAGGGGAAAGAGUACCCUGGAUGUUAUUAAAAACUGUUGAUUUUGUAAAUAACAGACCAGCUGCAUCCACAGCAGCAGCCUCUGCAACAGCCCAGCAGGAGUCCAACAGACAAGCUUCAGCCUCAGUAGCAGCAAUAUAUGAAUGUAACAGGCUCCUGGGUGUGCAAAUUGGAGUUUUGACUGAAGUGCAAGAAACAGACUGUGCCAUGCUUAAACAGGUCCUAUACCACGUCAACAACCCAGAAGGGGGUGUAAGCAGAAUACGGGCAAACCACUGUCUACAGAAAACGACUCCAGAUGAUGAUGUUGAGUCCUACCUUCUAGCAUUUAAACAGACAGCCAUCCACGAGGACUGGCUUCACGGUUAGUGGGCAGGAAUUAUUUCUGCUUUCCUCCUUGGCAAAGUGCAAAAAGCCUAUUACCUGGAUGAGGAGGCCACUGCAAAUUACCCUCAACUAAAGGCUUAAAUUCUUACCCAAAUAUGUGUGAUGACAAAUGUAGGAGCUCAACAUGUCUAAGUGGCAGUUUAAUGAAGGAAAGACUCCUUGAUCCCAGACAUUUAACCUGAUUCAUCAGGCCUGGCAAUGUCUCAAACCGGAGAGACGGAAAGUCCUUCACAGAUCAUGGAAGCUCUGGUACUUGACCAAUAUUUGAGCGACCUUUCCCUGGCUUUCCGUGAAUGUGUCAGUCAAGCAUACCCCACUACUUAUGAUGAUUUGGUAGCCCAAGUGCAGCUAUAUAUGGCUGCCAAAAGCUUUGAUGAGCCACAAGGGAGAAUCAAACAGUUGUCACAGUAAGCCCACCUUACAGGAAACGGGAGGCUGGUAAGAGGUCACUUAGAGGAAGCUCCAACCAAGUCAUUAUUUGGGGAGCUCAUGCAAGGCUUGAACCAUAGAGACAGGGUUCCUGUUAGAUUGAGUGAACCCAGGAACAUACAGUGUUUUUAAAGUGUGGUAAUCAGGAUAUGUUAGUCAUAUUUAGCAUGCAAACGUUCCAUAGAUCUUGUCCUAACUGGUCUUGUGGAGAGUACACAGACAUUCCAUAUGUAAGUCCUGCUGCAUAAUAAUAAAAAAAGGCAGUGGCACUAGUAGACUCUGGUAGUGUCAUAGCCUUUUUUCAGAAAAAGUAGUGGGACACUAAUCUGCAGAAAGGUAAAAAGCGGGUGUGCUGUGCGCAGAUGGGACUACUGUGCACUAUCCCACUGCAAUGGUUGAAGAUUCUACAGGAGAAAGGGUGUAAUCUAUUGGUGCAGUGAUGGUUCCUAGGUUACCCGAUCACCUUGUUUCAGGAAAAGAUAUCCCUAAGUUUUAAACUUUACUUCUGAGGUCACUAAGGUCUGUCCUCCGUUAGUAGGGAGAACACAGAUGGUGAUGGGAAAAUUACAGAUGUUAGCCAAAUGUUUCCAUUCUCUGAUCUGGCUUUGGUUGUAACGCAACCAAAGUUCAGAAAGACAUGUAAAGAACGGAGGGAAAAUAAACAUAGGUUUAAAGGACCACUAUAGGCACCCAGACCACUUCAGCUUAAUAAAGUGGUCUGGGUACCAGGUCCAGCUAGGGUUAAUCCUUUUUUUUUAUAAACAUAGCAGUUUCAGAGAAACUGCUAUGUUUAUAAUAGGGUUAAUCCAGCCUCCAGUGGCUGUCUCUUGACAGCCGCUAGAGGCGCUUGCGUGCUUCUCACUGUGAUUUUUCACAGUGAGAAGACGCCAGCGUCCAUAGGAAAGCAUUGUGAAUAUUUCCCAUGGACUGGCUGUAUGCGCGCGCAGCUCCUGCCGCGCAUGCGCAUUAAGCCGGAGAGGAGGAGGAGAGCUCCCCGCACGGCGCUGGAGAAAGAGGUAAGUUUAACCCCUUCCUCUCCCCAGAGCCCGGCGGGAGGGGGACCCUGAAGGUGGGGGCACCCUCAGGGCACUAUAGUGCCAGGAAAACGAGUAUGUUUUACUGGCACUAUAGUGGUCCUUUAACAAAGCUCUGGCUGAACCUCUGGUAAACAAGCAAGGAAACCAUUCCCAUAAGGGAGUGGCUACACAGGUGACAGAGUCUGACUUGAGAGAAUAUGUGUGGCUGGGGAAUGAGAAUGAUGAUCACCCUGAUGAGAAUGACUCUGAUCAAAAUGAUCUGUGUGAUGUGAAUUGUGUUCGUGGUGAUUUGGGAGGGAUCAAGCUAACUAUUCCCUGUUACAAGCUGCAAGAAGCAGAGUGAGUGAGGUAAAUGGAAUGCUGGUGGAGGGAAGAAUAAAAAUUACCCUGAUUUUGUUCUCAAUAAUGGAGGAAGGACAAGAGAUUGAACAGUUGGUGGUUCCCACCUCUCAAGUCUUGGACUUUGCCCACACACAUGUACUAGGGGGGACACUUGGGAGUGGUGAAAACCCAGGAGUGGAUUCUGAGAUGGUUUUGCUGGCCAGGGGUUUAGGAGGCAGUGAAAAAGUACUGUGCUUCCUGUCCUGAAUGUCAGUUUGCAUCUGCAAAUCCAAACCCAAGGGUCCUCUUAUAACUCUCUCAAUUAUUGUUGAUUCUUUUGAAUGAAUUGGUAUGGACAUAGUGGGUCUGUUAGAAAGGUCUGCCUGAGGACACCAAUAUAUUUUGGUUGUUUUACUUGAUACCCCAAAGCCAUUCCCUUACGCAAGAUUUAUGCUAAAAAACCAUAGCAAAGGAGUUGGUACAGGUGUUUUCAUGGAUAGGCAUCCCAAAAUAAAUCCUUACUAAUCAAGGAACUCCUUUUAUUUCUCACCUUUUGAAAGAUAUGUGUCUUUAACAACCUCUGUAUACCACCCUCAGACUGAUGGGCUUGUAGAGAGGUUUAUCUGCACCCUUAAGGGGAUGUUAAAAAAAAAUGUUUUUAGCAGGGAUUGGAAGGAUUGGGAUAUCCUACUUCCCUAUUUACUAUUUGCAAUCCAUGAUAUUCCCCUGGACUUGGUCGUUUUUUUUCACCAUUUGAACUUGUCUAUAACAAGCAUCCACGUGGUAUCUUUGACUUUCUCAGAGAAACAUGGAAAGAGCAGGGAGUUCCAGAGGCUAAUGUGAUGCGCUAUGACGAAAAGAAACCGGAGCAAAUGGUUGUUUCUCUGGUUAGACAGCACAUGGAGAGAGGACAAUCGGCUCAGACACUUUAUUAUUGGAGUACUAGAGCUUACCUAAGGGUGAGAGGGUGACGGUGUAAGUUUCAACUGUCGAAAGUGAGCUACCAACUCAUGGUCAAGGUCCGUAAGAAAUCCUAGAAAAGAUUGGCCCUGUUGACUUAAGUUAGUUAACCUGACCGAUGAAAAAUAGAGCAGAUUUUUCACGUAAACCUCCUAAAACCAUGGAAAGGUAGAGAGGUAUAUGUAACCCUGUUGGACCAUAUGCGACUCGAACCCCAGUGCUUUAGAACACCCAAUGAGUAUUUUCACUGAGCUGACACCUAAGAAGAGGAAAACAAGGACAUGGUGGAAAUGAAUAGGGAUGUCUUUUCCCCCAUGAAUAAUAAAAUAUCUCCAACAAAAGCAGAUCAGAAUGUAUUGUUUAGCAUUUACAUUGCAGAUGUAUUUUUUUUUAAAGCAGUAAUUUGUGCUUAAUAAACAAAUUACAAAAUUAAUGCUGAUAUAAUUAUAUAUAUUUUUUUCAUAUUGUCUCUCUUGUCCAACAUGUUUGUACUAUUAUUAGUCUUAAACUCGCCAUGGUGUAAAAAAUUGAAAAUAAAACUUAAAUAAAAAAAUCUGCACAUAAUGUUCCUAUUUAUAUUUGUAAAUGAAUUUUUAGUUUACUUUUUUAAUAUGUCUGUUUGUUAGCAGCACAUUUAUACAGAGCCAUACGGCAGAACUUGUUGACACCUAAUAAUGAUAUCAAAAUACAACAUGUGAAACAUUUACUGCUAAUACUUUUCAAGGCAAGUGGUUAACACCCCACUGUUUUCUACAUUAUCCAUUCUUCUGAUCAGAAAGAGCCUUUUCCCUCAUAAUAAUAUUAUUAGUGAUUUAAAGCUUUGGUUUAGAUCUUUUCUUUGUUGCGCCAAUCAAAGUGCAUGUUACUGCAGCAGUCACAUCAUAUAAAUAACUUACACAUGUACAUAUUUUUUACUCACUUAUUAUAUGUUUCGCUUAUUUUUUUUUACAUAUUCUUUUAUGCUGAUCAUAAUGACAUUUUGACCAUGAACAUCUUGAACAAUAUCUUUAUUGGGUUGUAAAUCUUUUUCUGUGGCUUGUACGGUUAUCUUGUUGCAUGACCCAGUUGAGUUUGUUUUUAGAACAUUUUUAAAAUAUAAUUUCCCUUGGGUAUUUUUUUUUUUUUAACUAAGCAGAACUCAUGGUUUCUUCAUUAAUGGCAAGUUCUCCAAGUUCUGAAGCCGUAAAAUAUCUCAAAACACAAGUCACCACCACGUCUGAUUGGUGUUAUCAAGUGUAGUGAAUUUGUUGGCUAAUUGUAAUUCCGUCAAUAUUCAGUGCACUCUAGAACUGUUAAGUAUAAAUCUAGUUUAUUCUAGUGAAAUGUAAUGUGAGCAUUCAUGGACAGAGUUGGGCUGAAGCUUGCUGAUCUCUGAUACUAUUGCAGGGUUCUUUAUCAGUUUCUGAUUUCACUUCUAGAAUAUAAAAAAAAAAAGCUUCGGACCCACACCUUCUGAAUUUGUAAAACAUGCCAUAUCAAGUAGAGGAAAAUAAGGACAUGGUGGAAAGGAAUAGGGACGUCUUCUCCCCCAUUAAUAAUAAAAUAUCUCCAACAAACGCCUUGAUUUAAUAAGCUUUCUUAAUUAUUCAAUACUGUUAGAAAAUCUCUCCAAAUGGUUUAUCUUCAUCAAUUUCUGUAUUUUUUAGUGGUGACUUUUGUAGAUAAAUCAUUUGGAAAUUUUUACUAACAGUAGUGAAUGAUUUGGAAAGCAUGUUAAAUCAAGGCCCAUGUUUGGAGAACUUCAAACCUUUUUUUAAAUUGAUUCAUAACUAAGCUGACAUGAACCAACAACGUUUCUGGGGGAGUUAAGGACAUGGCAUGUUAUACUGACAAUUUAAAUUUCUGUUUAAAAUUUACUUUGACUCAAAUAUAAGGAUUAUAUAGCUAUAUAAUUAUUUAAGUGUGUGUGUGUGUGUAUGUAUGUAUAUAUAUAUAUAUAUAUAUAUAUAUAUAUAUAUAUAUAUACAGUUGCAAGAAAAAGUAUGUGAACCCUUUGGAAUGAAAUGGAUUUCUGCACAAAUUGGUCAUAAAAUGUGAUCUGAUCAUCAUCUAAGUCACAACAAUAGACAAUCACAGUCUGCUUAAACUAAUAACACACAAAGAAUGAAAUAUUGCCAUUUUUUUAUUGAACACACCAUGUAAACAUUCACAGUGCAGGUGGAAAAUGUAUGUGAACCCCUAGACUAAUGACAUCUCCAAGAGCUAAUUGGAGUGAGAUGUCAGCCAACUGGAGUCCAAUCAAUGAGAUGAGAUUGGAGGUGUUGGUUACAGCUGCCCUGCCCUGCCCUAUAAAAACACACACCAGUUCUGGGUUUGCUUUUCACAAGAAGCAUUGCCUGAUGUGAAUGAUGCCACAGAGGAAGCCACUGCUGUCCAAACAAAACAUUGCUGCACGUUUACAGUUUGCACAAGAGCACCUGGAUGUUCCACAGCAGUACUGGCAAAAUAUUCUGUGGACAGAUGAAACCAAAGUUGAGUUGUUUGGAAGAAACACACAACACUAUGUGUGGCGAAAAAAAGGCACAGCACACCAACAUCAAAACCUCAUCCACAACUGUGAAGUAUGGUGGUGGGGGCAUCAUGGUUUGGGGCUGCUUUGCUGCGUCAGGGCCUGGACGGAUUGCUAUCAUCGAAGGAAAAAUUAAUUCCCAAGUUUAUCAAGACAUUUUGCAGGAGAACUUAAGGCCACCUGUCUACCAGCUGAAGCUCAACAGAAGAUGGGUGUUGCAACAGGACAAUGACCCAAAGCAUAGAAGUAAAUCAACAGAAUGGCUUAAACAGAAGAAAAUAUGCCUUCUGAAGUGGCCCAGUCAGAGUCCUGACCUCAACCCGAUUGAGAUGCUGUGGCAUGACCUCAAGAAAGCGAUUCACACCAGACAUCCCAAGAAUAUUGCUGAACUGAAACAGUUCUGUAAAGAGGAAUGGUCAAGAAUUACUCCUGACCGUUGUGCACGUCUGAUCUGCAACUACAGGAAACGUUUGGUUGAAGUUAUUGCUGCCAAAGGAGGUUCACCCAGUUAUUAAAUGCAAGGGUUCACAUACUUUUUCCACCUGCACUGUGAAUGUUUACAUGGUGUGUUCAAUAAAAAACAUGGCAACAUUUCAUUCUUUGUGUGUUAUUAGUUUAAGCAGACUGUGAUUGUCUAUUGUUGUGACUUAGAUGAUGGUCAGAUCACAUUUUAUGACCAAUUUGUGCAGAAAUCCAUAUCAUUCCAAAGGGUUCACAUAUUUUUCUUGCAUUGUAUAUGUGUGUGUGUGUGUGUGGACAGCUGGAUUACUAAAUGUAAGCUAAAAUAACUGCAUAUUUUAUAAAUAAUUUGGUAUAUGAUAUAAUGAUCAGUCAUUAAUCAGCUUAUCUCCUCUAGGGAAUAGUGUACAUUUUAAUAAUGAAUAACAUACUCGCACUUCCUCUCCUGUACUGAUUUUAUAAUAAAAUCUUUGGUGCGAUAUAUAUAUAUAAUUUUGUUUUAAAUGAGUCAGCCACAUAGAUAUGCCUAUUAUAAAAAUCUAUGAUUGUCUGCUUCCAUUGAAUAUGUACUUUAUAUUUGUAUUAGUAGUACUGUUGCAAUAAAAGCAUAAGAAGCUGCUUUUUAAUUAUUUCAUUUUUUUUUUUAAGUAUAUAUGCAGUUUAAGUGCUCCAUAAUCUUUUGUAAUUUUUUUUUUUUUUUUAAUCUGAAAAAUUGUACCAUAUUUGAUUCUUUAAUUUAAGCAUGUUGACAUUUCUUAUAGCUUCUUAUCGGAUUCUCCUUACUAGAAAACUAUUCUGAACCUUUUCUUAAAGUCUUUCUCCCAAGAGGACAGUUGUUUGUUCUUAUGUUUUGCUGCAUUACAUCAAUAGUUGCCAGAAACUUACGCUUUCAGGGGUGGUUUAAAAAAAAGAUCUGCAAUCAAAUGCCUGGCUUUAUAAGGUUGUAAUCUGGAAUUGCCAUAAUGGAAAAAGAACUUGUGAACACAUGUGAAUGAAUGGAAUCAUUCCACUGUUAGUGGGAGAUUUAUGACUGAUAAAAUCUGUACAGAACAGCAAGUGGCAGUGAUUGUGUUUUUUUUUUUUUAAAUAUGAGAGCCAAGUCUUACAUUAGGACGUUGUUGAAGCCAGUGCAGAAAAUAAACGGCACCCAGGGGAUGGAACUGCUUUCUGUUAGGUUGAAGGGCCUUUAAUAAUCGCAUAUUCUAAUAGCAGGUUAUAUGGCUUGUGUGUGUGUGUGUAUAUGUGUAUCUAUAUGUAUAAAAGCUAAUCUCGUCCUGUGAUUCUAUAAUACCUUAUGCAAAGUAACACACAACAGUUAUGAUGUGUUGGCACUGCAGUUUUUAAUAGUUGACUUUUUAAAUUAAACGAUAAGUUUGCUGAGUGACUUUCUCGAAUUCACUUAACGAAAGCUCAUAAAACAUGCUGCAGGUUUAACAACCACAAGCACCCGUGGAAGAGAUUACAUCUUGCUCUGCAAUUCCAAUAACAGAUAAAAUAUAUCCCCACGAUUUUGUUAAGUGAUUGAAACAUUGCAUAGUUGAGUUUCAAGGAGCUGCAUUCCAAAUAUCCAUAAUACAAUAAAAAACACAAAGUUUUGAGUUAUGGCAGAAAACAUUUUUCUGGCUCUUUUCGGAUGUACAGCUCAGUAAAUUUUUAUCUUGCCUUAUAAACCAAACAUCUUAAAUACUAAUAUAGAUUUUUCCGCGUGCUUGCCUAUGUUUGUUAAUUAGAACUAUUUCAAACGUUUUGUUUUGUUUGUUUUUUUAAAAUAAAUUUUAACAAACACAAACAAUGAUGCUAAUCUUGUAUGUUUAUACACCGAUUAUAAUUCUGUAGGUCUACCACCAUACAAAACCUAACUCUUUGGAUGAAAGAAAAUAGAUAUCUACGCUGAAAUGGUUAAAAGCAGGAAUAGAAAUGAACUAAAGUGUUUGAAAUUCUAUAUAAUGGGAAAAAAAAUAUCUAAAAUGGUUACAGUUUCUUUCAGCAGAUUGCUAAGUGCAUGAUAGGAGUACUUUGGCUAUAUAACUCACACACUAGAUGGCAGUUUUGUCUUAUGUUAUAGUUUGAAUUUUAAUACGAUGAAACAGGAAAGGCCAUCAGUGUUUAGUCUGCACUCAUAUGGUCUCUGCAUGACCAGUGUAGACCCCAUGGACUUCCUCUAACAUGUGUUAGCAAUUUAGCAGCAGACAUUUAUUUCUUUGUUUUUACUGCCUGGCUCUUUGAGAAAGUGUUGGUGCUGGGUUAUGGGCUGUCUGGAUCAUGUCAGAGGCCACGGGGAUCAAGUUCAUGUGACAGGCUAGACUGGGGAAGGAUGAAUUUGGAGGAGGUAGAAAAAUGACCCUCCCUUUCUGCAGCAACAAGUCACUGGAUGUCUGUGGUGUAACGCCAAAACGGCUGGGCGUCUUUAGUUUUAAUACAGCUGAAAAAACAAAACACUUUGCCCAUUUUACUUUUUUAUAUUUCAUCACUAAUAGUCAAAGCAUUCCUCAAAAAAUGUAUUUUGAUACUUCAUCAUUCUUUUUUCCUUUCUCCCUUUUUUUUUUCUUUCUUUAUUCACUUUCCCUUAUUCUAACAGCCCUUUCCAGACGUGGGGAUCUGCAAAUUCUUUCAUUCUGUAUGCUCCAUUGGUUAUGCGGGAAACUGCCCUGGGAUAAGAAUCUUAAGGUUCCGGUUGCUGUCCAAGCUUCAAAGACAAAGUAGGAUAUUUUGUAAUACCAAACAUUGCACCAAAAUUCAAAAUCCUACUCUUUCGACCGUUCCAUGUGAAUGCAAGUCUUACAACUAUAUUGAAAAUACAGUCAACACGGCAUACAUGCAAAAUACAUCAUAUAAAACAUAAAUCAUUUUAGAGAAAUAAAAAACAAAAGUAUAAAACAGAUUUUAUAAUACACAGGCUUAAAAACCCUGUGCAUAUUAAAUGUGUUGCUUUGCAGUAGAAUGCAACAUAUAAGUUAUUAGUAAUGUAUUUAUAGUUCAAUGUUACAAUAAUUGAGUACAAGAAAGAAGACAACCGAGAAGUUUGAUUUUUCAGAUUAGCAGUAUUUUUCCUUUUUUUUUUGGUACAGAAUUUUAAUCUAAAGAGUUGUAUCAGUGUAAUGUUAAGAAGAAAGAUGGACUUAGCGAAAUUAGACCAGUAACCAGUUAUUUCUCUAAUCUUUUAUCUGUUUGUUUAUCAAUUUCUGUGCAAUCAGUAUAAGUUCACAGUGCUGUGAAACAUUGUUAAGAAUCUUGACUUUUUUCCCCCAGAGAGAUUUCAUCCUCCUUUUAAAAAGGACCAGCUUUCUGCUCCUGCCUAUACAUAAUAGCAACAAACAGAAAUAUUUUAAAUAUUUAAGCAUUGGCACAAGCUGCAUGAAAAUUGAAGGGGGAGUAAGCCAAUAAAACACAGACAUGCCUUGCACAGUAUGGAACAUUAAGCAUUUUCCUUUAGAUUUCAGUUCCAAUGCAAUUGAAAAGACCAGUAUGUACUUAGUAAUUGAUGUAAUUGCUCAGGUUAUCUGUGUUACAUAUGGGAACUAAUAGGGUUAAUUCUUCACUAACUCUUUUAUGUAUUUUCCUGCAAAUUCCGAUAGGAAAAAAAAAUGUUUCGGUACAUCUAAUCUGGUUAUUCAUUUGAUUAGUCUAAAUGUUUUAUUAUGUAGGGUAAUUUAUUUUUGCAAAAGUAGCAACAAAAUCUCGAAAGAUUAACCUUUUUCGUGGUUGUUUAUAUGGCUCUAAAAAUGGUAAUCUCAACAUUAAAUGCACUGAGUUAGAAGAAUUAGAAUUACUCCUGCUUUGUUCCUAUUAUGUAUGAAUGUAAGACUCUUACUAUGAAUAAUACAUGUGUGCAUAUAAAGGUGAAUAUCAUUUGAAAGGAAUGUAUUAUUUGUGAAAACUCACCUCCUUUCUUUAAAGAAGCUAUAUCAUGUUAUUAGGAUAGUGGUUAUAGCAUUGCUCAGUGAUACAGUGUUAAAAGACUGAUCACGUAAUGAUGGGAGAAAUCCUAAGGCAGUGGCAAGUUUCAUGCUCUCGAAGACAGGAUUAUUCACUAAAUGAGCAAAUUGUCAGAAAUUGGCCAGAGAGUGGCAAAUUUAAAACCAAAAUAGCGGAGCUGGAGAAUUUUUCCAAUUCAUCUAUUUUAGAUUAAACUGUGCAAUUCCCUUGUUAAUUCUAAGUUUAGUAAACAAUAUGGUUUAGCAGCUCUGUUCUUUUGGCAAGGUCAAUUGUGCUUUUUUCCCCCCAUUUCUGUACAAACAAUACUAUUAUUUAUUUAUCCUUACAAAUAAUUACCUAAAAGUCCACGUUUAAAACAGUUUUUCAAAGUAGUGUAGUCAAUCUCAGACGACAUUCUUAAACGACAACAGUCACAUCAAAAAAUAUAUAUACUUUUUAAAAUAUAAUCUUGCAUCAAGUAUUGGAAGAAUUUAGAUUUAAAAAAAAUAAAAUAUGACUAAUUGUCAGUUUUCAAACACUGUCCGACCAUAGGUGCAUGUAUAUGACUGAAGGACCCUUUCAUAUACCAGUUAAGGAUUAGUUUAUUAUUGUUUUCUUUUCUCUUUCUUUUCUUUCUUGAUUUAAAUUAAAAUAUAUUUUUGAGCAGCUUUGGUGUAUAGUUCAUGCCCCUGCAGUCUCACUGCUCAAUUCUCUGCCAUUUAGAAGUUAAAUCACAUUGUUUAUACAGUCCUAGCCACACCUCCCUGCAUGUGACUUGCACAGCCUUCCUAAACACUUAAUGUAAAGAGAGAUCUAACGUUUAAACUUUCUUGCCCCUUAGAUUAGUGAAAUAAUAGGGAUUUCAUUAUUUCCUGGAGAAAAGCAGGAUUCUAUAAAUAGAAUUAUAAAAGAAAUAAGUCCCUCCUUGUUCUCCUCCUCUUUAGACCAAAAAAUUCCCCAAAGGCAAAAUUCCCCAGUUGUCUGCCUCAGUUACAGCUGGUAAGAAAACCACUCUGCCUAUUUGAGAUUCCUGUAGAUUGCAAGAUGCUAUGGACAAAAAAUAAGAAUUUACGUUAAGGAAGAUUUUGGUAACUAAUGCUGCGCAGAAUGAAGCCCUUAUUGCAGAUUCUUCGGUUACUAAAGCACAAAGUACAUGGCUGGAUUCGCUUGAAAAAGUAUACUAGGUGAAUCUCAAAAAGAUCCUGUUAAAAUCCUUCAAAAUAUCAAGAUAGCUUCUGACAAGCAAACUACUUCAGAAGCUCUUAACAUUUCAGCUAAAUUGAUGGGGCAUUCCACAGUGGUCAGAAAGGCUGUCUAGUUUAGAGGCUUGUCAGCGGACUCCGCUUCUAAACUCUCUCUAUGCGAUUUGCCUUUUGACCAAGGCAGAUUUUCCACCUCUCACCUGGAACAAGAGAUUUUUAACAAAAACAGAUCUUACAGACAUUGUUUUCAUCGGACAGUGUUUUGACUACAGAAAUUAAGACUCAGGCAAGUUUGUGGGUAAACAAAGGCUGACUAUUUUGUAGCCAAUGGCAUAGGAAGAAGAUUGUUGGAUUUUUUUCAUGCCGUGACAAAACAUCGCUACAGACAAAUUGGCCCUUUCUAUUAUAAGAAAUCUUUAUCGAGUAGAAUAUGACGGUCUUACUCAAAGAAGCUUACUUUGCUAUAUGGUCCAUAUCCAGGAAUGACAGAUUCUCUUUAUCUAGAAGUACAAAAUCUUUUGGGGGAAAAAAAAUAACAUUAUCAAAGAAAUUUAUUCCACAGGUUACUUCAGAGGGUCAUAUUCCAGAUACAUUUUUGAUAGAAAUUCUUUUAGGUCAAUUUUUUUAUCUCAAGGAAAAUCAACGCAUUGCAAAAGAAAAAUAUUUUGUAUUUCUGUAAGAGACUAUUUUUACUAGCAAUUCAUCAGUCUCCAUUUUAGUUUUUACUCUGCCCAUUACGUUUUCAGCAAUAUUCUGGUGGUUAUUACUGCUGCUCUAAGGAAGGAAAGUCUUCAUAUUGUCCUUUAUUUGGAUGACUGAAUGUCGAAGGCACACUCUAUACUCAAUACUCUUGUCUUCAAGUACAGGGCUGGAUUGUUAAACUAAUUCCCUUGAGGAAAAUUCAGUUUCUGCGCUUUAUUAUAGAUUCGGAUUUCAUGAAAAAUGUUCUACCCAAAGAAAAAAGUAAAUUAAUAUUGGCCUUGUCUUCUCUAAAAAAAGAAAGCAGUAUGUUCCAUAAGGGAGGCGAUACUGAGUCUUUUCACUGCAGCCCUUCCAGCCAUCCACUGUUCAUUUCAGAAGGCCUAUUCUUCAGAUUGAUAGAAAACAAUUUCACGACCACUGACGCCUCAGCUUUCAAUUGAGGAGCUCAGUUUGGAAGCUGUUCUACAAAAGGCCAAUGGACAAGUCAAGUUCCAGAAGAACUUCAGAUAUCAGAGAAUUAAAUGCUAUUUGGGUAGCUCUCAUAAGUUUCAGACAAGUUCUGUUGCAUCAUCAUGUUCAGGUUCGCUCAGGCAAUGCAACUAGAUAGGGAGGAACAUGUUCAUCUUCCUUGGAGAAACUAUGCUCAAAGAUUAUGCUGUGAGUAGAAAUCCAUCUUUUUUCAUUGACUGCAGUCCAAUUGAGACCAAAAGAAAAUGAUCCUCUUAAAUGGAAAAAGGAAACACGCUGGUAGCAGAAAAAAACGGGGGUAACCCCUAAACUGUUGACUGCAGUCCAUACUAAAGGGAAUUUCAACUUUCUAGCGUACACACUGACCCGGAAUCCUCGAAAACAGGGCAAUUGGUCACUUUUUAAAUACAUCUUGUGGCCUUUAAAAUCAAAGAAAAGUAAAAAUGUUUGCAUUGAUAAACAGUUCAGGCCAAACAAACUAUCUAGAUACCCUAGCUAUUCCUUGGAAAUUUCAUCUGACAUACAACUACCCUCCCAUAAUUUUGAUUCGGAGACUCCUGCAGAAGGUGUCGGCCCAGAAAGAUUCCACCUGUAAAAUUUAUGCAAAAAUUUGGAAAGUUUUUUCUUCUUCUUGGUGUUUUGGUAUAAAGAUUAAUCCUAUCAUAGUCCUUGCCUUCUGAGAUUUCAACUAUGCUUUGCUUUAGAUUUACGUACUGCUUCUCUCCAUGUUAAAGUCUCUGUAAUCAUCAGUUUUUACUCCAUCAGAGAUUUGACUUCUAUUUCCCUUGUGGCCAAAUUCUUCAGAGAAGUCUGUAACUUGUUUACUACAAUUGGAAAAUAUGAAGAAAUUCAAAUGUUUAGAACCCUUGUUUGUCCUCUACAGGGGCCAGGAGGAAUAAUCGAUGGCCUCCUAGGGAUCCUUGGCCAGCUGUAUCGAGGAAGCAACUUCACUUAUCUACAGUGUCUUACACCUGCCUUCUCCUCCGCAUCUUAAAUUCCACUCAACCAGAAGAGCAAUUGCUUUCAGUUUGACUACUCUGGCCUUAAAUUUGAAAGGCGGUCACCGCCAGAGGAAGUGUGGCUAGGGCAUCUUGGACAGAAACCAAAGUGAUGUAACUCAUAAAUGGCAGAGAAUUAAGCAGUGAGAAUGCAAAAACAAAAAAAGCCUAAAUUGAAUUGAUUCAUUCAUUGGGUUUUUUACUAAAUCAGACAUUUGUACGAACUUAUUUCAAAUUGUAGACAAAACCAGAAGUAGUUCUCAAAUUCAGCCAUUCCUUCCGGUUCAUUACUACUCCCAAAAAAUUGAGACACCCAGUCAAUUCUACACUUUCUGUGAAAUUACAGGGUUAUUUAAUAAAGCGAGAAUUCAAAGUGAAUUUCAAAUUUUAGGGCCAGAGUAGUCGAAUUGAAAGCAAUUGCUUUCAAUUUGACUACUCUGGCCUUAAAUUUGAAAUUCACUUUGAAUUCUUACUUAAGUAUAUGACCCUGUUAGUUAAGGUAUCCAACAUAAUUGUCCAUUUUUUUAUUUUUUAUUUAAAAUUUUUAAACACAGUUUACAUGCUUUGGUUAGAAAUCAUCUAAUACGUAAGUAUAUUAAAUAAAACCGGGGGAGCAUUGUGAGGGAAAUGGUAGAACUAGUAAGAUGUUAAAUGGGAGGGUGGAAAAAUGAAAGAGUAGAAACAUUACAUACAAAACUGAAAGUCGAUGGACGUAGGUGCCUUUCCAUGAACAUGGUAUGUGUUAUGCUAUUUUAACCCCUUAAGGACCAAACUUCUGCAAUAAAAGGGAAUCAUGACAUGUCACACAUGUCAUGUGUCCUUAAGGGGUUAAAGCGGAAAUAAGGAAAUUAGGUAUUCUAAGUGAACGAACAGAUGUACUUGUUGGUUAUUUUCAGUUAUUUUAGGAGUUUUGUUUAAGAGUGUUGUUGCACUGGAAUAAGACUUCUUACAUGUUUAAUCUUGAUUUAAAUCUUUCAGGCUUUUAGAAGAACUUCCCAAUUCAGUUGUAAACUGGGCAGCUCAAGAGGAUGGUUGUCGUAAGCAUUACUUCUUACACUACAGAUUCAUUUUUUGAUUCAAGAAGUGAAAGUGCAAAUUGUGUUCCUAACGUUAUAGUUCCCUGGUAACCGCUUAGAUGACCGGCCCCACCUGCAUGGAAAAAGAAAGCUAUUUUAUUAUCUUUGCUCCCUCCCAGCACCAGUCUCUGUUGCUAGCCCUGCCUCCUUGGCUGAGGUCAUAGAGAUCGAUGAUCUGUCAAUCACAUGCUUACCCAUAGGGAGGCUAUUGCGCAUGCACAGCAAACUGCUAUCUAUGAGACCAUGUGAUAGAAAUAGGAGGUUUUUAUUCUGCUUGUUCUGAGGAAGCACCCCUGUCUGAGUGAGAGCCACUAGAGGCACUUAAUCCAGCAGAGAAGACAUUGCUGUUGUGCGGAAUAGAAAUUUGCAGGGUUAAAAUGGAGAACACAUGGCACCCAGAUCACUUCAUUGAGAUGCAGAGUUCUGGGUGCCUAUAGUGUACCUAUAUGGUGUACAUAUCAACAGUAACCUUCAAUGGUGAAAGGCAGUUAACUAUGUUCUGUGCAUUGUCUGUAACAAAUAGAAACAAUGGUCCUGUUAAUACUGCAACAGCCAGCUCACCAUCAUGAUACAUUUGUUUCCUCUAUUGUAUUGAUAUGAAAUGCAAACUAAAUACAGGUAUUUAAUGAAGAACAUUCAUUUUUUUUCAUGGCAUUGCCGUGAAAUUAUAGGAUUAGAAUUCCCUGCCCUUUCCUGUCAUUGUACAGGAAUGUAAAGGUUGAAAUGAUGGAAGGAAGUGAACAUUGUGUCCAUAGGGAUUCAUGGCCCUUAAAGACUUUAGGAACAGUAUCAUAAAUGGCUGCUAGGCCAGUGUGAGGGGGGAAAAAAUAAUUAAGCAUGACCUCCAGCUCUUAUAUAUGUAUAAUCUGGUUCUGUAGAAUCCCUGGCAAUCCGCUAUUAAACCAGUCCGCAACUACAUUUUAAAAUCUACACAUUCAGUUCUCCUUUGUAUAUUCAUGUGUAAACUUACUAAACUGGGGACUUAGGCACCAUUGAAGGCUAACUGUUAUAUGCAACAAGUGACCAUAUGCGGAUAAUUCCUAUGAUUUAUGAGUGAAUCGUUAUUGCUUUAUAUAAGAGAUAUAUAUAUAUAUAUAUAUUUUUUUUUAUAUAUAAUAUAUAUAUACUGAACAAAAUUAUAAACGCAACACUUUUGUUUUUGCCCCCAUUUCUCAUGAGCUGAACUCAAAGAUCUAAGACUUUUUCUUUGUACACAAAAGGCCUAUUUCUCUCAAAUAUUGUUCACAAAUCUGUCUAAAUCUGAGUUAGUGAGCACUUCUCCUUUGCUGAGAUAAUCCAUCCACCUCACAGGUGUGGCAUAUGUACAUAGAAAAAGUCUUAGAGUUCAGCUCAUGAAAAAUGGGGACAAAAACAAGUGUUGCGUUUAUAAUUUUGCUCAGUGUGUGUGUGUGUGUGUGUGUAUGUAUGUAUGUGUGUAUGUAUGUAUGUAUGUGUGUGUAUAUAUAUAUAGGCCCAAGUCACUUGCCUUCCUUCUGUAUUUAAAUAAAUCUAUCAUUUAACAAUCUGCAGAGAGAAAGAAUUGCAGAAUCACUUACAACAUUAAUUUAUUUGCCAAUCAUAGCCCUCUAUUACCAUUUCCUCAUUGACUGCCAAACCCCCCCCACCCCCCCAAAAAAAAAAAAAUGUGUAUAUAAAUGUGAUCUUCCAUAUGGUAUCAUCAUAAAUGUUAGAGUAUCAUAAGCCAAAGUAAUUUUCUUCAUUGAUGCAAUAAGGGCUCAUUCACUUGGUAUGAAAGGGUAAACAUUAUGUUCCUUCACCCAUUGUUAGUUAAAAACAUAUAUAUUUUGGAAGUCGCACAAAUCAGAUGAACUAAUAUUGUAAAAUAAAAAAAAUUCUCAAAGGCUCCGAAAGUUUUGCAACAAUAAUUGCACCAGCAAAUUAACACAAACAUACGCAUGUGUUGCUUGGUUUACCAAUAAAUUUUAGUGUAAAUACGUAUAGAGAAAACUCACAACACUUCGUAAAUAGGAUUAGAUUUAAAAUGUGAGAAAUGGAUUGGAAUUUAAAAGUACUGGAAAUAGAAGCAUAUUCGUGUAAGACAUGCUCAAGACUGGAGCACAUUUUGAAGACAAGAAUACCAAAAAAAAGAAAGAAAUACAAAUAUUCCCUGUCUUGCUCAGAAUGUUUCUUAAAUUCACUUAACGUUUCCUGCAAAUCUAAACUUUCUACAGGGACUACAAGAUGGCUGAAAAAAAAAACAUACUUCUUUCUGUUUUGAAGGAUGGUGCUAAACAUAUCAUGAAUACCUGCCUAGCAGGGGUUUAAGGUAUGUGUAGUUCAAGACUCUGUAGUAGUUUUUCAUGCGGUAGAAAGAAGAGAUGAAUGAAACCACUGUCCAAGCUAACAGCACCAACAACACAACUUCUAUUAGCUUUCCAAUCUUUUGAAGAAAACCUUCGGGAAGAUUUAUCAAGGCAAAUAAAUCCUAUUCUGGGACAUGGAAACCAAUAGCGUGUCUAUCCAUACGGCCUAGAGGAACACCUGUUUUUUUUGUUUUGUUUUCUUGCAAUUUAAAAUUGUCCUACACGUGAAUUGCAAGAAAUUUGAUUUAUCCCGUGAUGACAUUGAGGAAGGUGGCUUAUAGCGGUAGCAUUAAUUGCAUUUCAUUUCAGCCAAAAAGUAACAGAAUACAGGGAGUUCAUAAAAGAACUAAUUGCACCAUAAUUUGUGCAAAAAGCAUACUUUGUAAUGGAGCCUGGAAUGUUAACUCUAACUCUAACUCUUCACACAGCACUAAUAAACCACUUGGCCCUUUUUGGGUUAAAACAAAAUCGCUUAAAUAUAGUGCUCUCUGUAUGUGCCUUUCAAAAUAAUUGUAAAAUAAUUAAACAACUUGACAUAAAGGAAAAAAACACUUUGAUUUUAAAAGGUUUUUAGCAUUCACACAAUACGUGCCAUUGGUUCCCAAAGACGUCAGGGUUUGCUUAUAAAUAAUAUCUCCGUAAAGAUUUUUUUUUUAACAGUCUUUUUAGGUAUUCUUUUUUAAAUAACAAAUCAAACACACAAACAAAAAAAUAGAAUUCCUUUGUUUUUUGCAAGAGACGGUGCUAAAUUUGCAAACCAUGCCCGGCUUAAUGACCAGCUUUAUUUGUAUUCUUAAGAGCAAAGAGAGACUUGCUUCUUCUUAGAAGAUCCAAAUAUUUAGUUUUUUUUGUUUUUUUUCUAGUACACCAUACUUUUUCCAUUUGAAUAGGGUAUAAGGAGAAGUAACCUAGCUUAUUUGCAUUUUUCUUCAGGUUAUUUACUAUACACACAUUAAAUCCCUAACCCGUUUUCUCAAUUUUCAGAUGCAGUUGCCAGUUUCAUGGCUGAAGUAUACCGCUUGGGGUAUGAUGAAAAGCCAAAUUAUGGAGUACUUAGGAAAAUCCUGUUAAACAUUUUAGAAUCCACUGGAACAAGACUUGGAGAUCCACUGACAUUUUCACACGUAAAAGCCAUCCUAAAAAAACCUGCAGCAUUUAACAAUCCAGUAUGUGUAAUUAAAUAUGCUACCAUAUUUUUCAUAGAAGUUUGGCAUACAGAUUUGUUUCACCAAAGGUUUCUGUCUGCCUGUGAGUUUAUAUCGAGUAUGUUUGGCUAAUCUAGGUGCUAGUUUUGCAUUGACCUGUGCAUGGUGGAAAAAUGUGGUUAGGUCCAACCAUUUAUUUCCUAAAAUUAAAUUUAGUUCAGGACUUCUGACAUAUAUUCAUUUAAAGGUUUGGUUCAUCCAAUACCAUCCAUGAAAAAAAAAAUCAGGAAACCGAUUUGGGCGAGCAAAACAGCAUGCAACAUCUGAUAAAGUGUACUGCCAAAUAUAAAUAAUAUAACCUAUAUUUUGCAGUAAACUGAUAGAAGCAUAUUGACAUCACUAUCAAGUGAGAAAACAAUAAACCAAUAGAGGGAAAAAGAAGAGGAGAUGUUUUUUACUUUUCUCUGCUCCUCAACUGGUAACUUCUCACUUACUAUGUGAAAAAAAUCAACAUCCAGUGGCUGUCCCCUAGUGAUCACAUUUGCACCUAUUUCUCCAAGCCACUGGAUCCCCAGCGGUGAUCUCACUAUCAGGGGUCUUUGCAAAUUCUGCAAACACCCCAGACAGUGGUGACAGUGCCACUUAAGGGUCUUUAAGGACCAGCUUAAUAUGAUGACAGACUUUCCUUAUAGGGUUAAAAAUGUUACUAUACAACCGUAAAGAUGCCAACACCGCAGUCAUUCAAAAACAGGGAAAAGGUGAGAAGUCACCAAUGCAAUAUGCCUGCGAUUCCACUAGUUUCUAUAGUGAGUGUGCCAGUUUUAGUACUUUAGACAACUUUUCGGUAUGCAACCAUUUUUUGUACGUAAUCCCCAAUGUUUAUAUUUCGCCUGUUCACUUGUAGUUUUUGCCCUGGCUUUUCCUUUACUAGAUUAUGUUGUAAUUUGAGAAAUCGAAAUUUAAAAGAAAUUGUAACAUCCAUGAAUAAAAGGUUAACACGAGUGUUAUAGGUGCAUUUUUAUAUUUUAUUCAAUGGUAUAAAUUCCAGAAAAGUGACAUCCCCUUUAAGUCCCCACAGCCUCUCUUAGUUCUUGUGCUUAUAACCUAUUUUGUCAAUUGCUUAUCUCCCAAGUGUCCCUAUUUAGAAGGUACAGUCCCUAUUUUGGGCCCAAAUCCCUUUGUCCCACUUUUCUAUCUUAAUAUAUAUAUAUUAUCUAAAUGCUCCAUAUUGUUAGUGUGUUUGAGUGUAUACCAGAGCUCCACAGCUAUUUUUCUCACAGUAAUUUGUCUUUAUUCAACAAUACAUGUGUUUAGAAACCAGUCUGUGUAAGUAAAGAUACAUUGUUUUUCUUCUAAAUUACAUUUUAGUUGCACAAAUUACUACAAAAUCACCUAGAACAUCUCCAAACAGCCCUGCCCAUGGUCAUACCCCAACUCACAUCCCUAAAAUUGUCAUUAUUUAAAAUUGUCCAUUUGAAAUGUUGGAACAUAUACCAUUGAUGUACACCCAAACUUCUUUCUGAUCAAAAGCUCAUUUUGUAUUCUAAAUCCUUCUAACUUGUUUCAUAUCUUUUCCUAGACUAAGAAGAAUGCACUCUUACCAGGCGUGUGGUAUUUUAUAAACACUGGCAGUUAAUAAAACAAGCAUGAUUUGCUUGACUGGAUUUUGGCUGGAAUGUAUUAUUAAACAUAUUUUGACUCUUAUAAUACUUUGUAGGACAACACCUAGACAGUUUUUAUGCUCUGUUGAUUAAUCAUACAUUUUAGGUGACAGGUUCACUUGAAAUAAACAGAUAUUAAAGUGAUGUAAUUUGAGGUAUUCCUGUUCUCAUACACACAGGACUUGUGAUCAAACUGAACCAAUAUGACCACAAUUACCACUUAAAAGGGAUUUAUGAACAGCAUUUAGGCACUUCACUGGCUUGUGUUCUAUUGACUGAGUGCAAGCAUACACAUUCUAAGUUCUCCUGUGAUUUUCUGAAUGCCAGAGAUUAGCCUGGUUAUUGCAGAACUGUAUCAGAUCAGGGUACUUUUAUAAAGAUUACAAGAACAAAAUUCUUGAGGUUAUAAUAGAUUUCAGUGAAUAAAUUUUUUUUCCUGAUUAAGUGAAAAACGUGCUAUGCAUUGUAUGGAAAUACAUAAUUAGUGGACGGAAACGCAUAAUUUAAUUUAUUUCAUUUUCCAAUAGCAUUAAUAUAUUGAAAUAUUGAAAUUCAUGCAUGGACCUCUGUAACUCAGACUUCUUCACCAAACUAGAAAUUAAAGCAAAAUGUUAUUUUAGGCAAAAUUGCCAAUCUGGAGUUUUUUUUCAUCUCCUAUUUAGUUAUUUUGGUCUAACUUUUGCAAUUCCCGGGUCAACAUACCUCCCAAUGCUUGUAUGGCGCAAAUUAAGAAGUCAUGGGUGUACCCAUCGCCAUAGACACGACCCGGAUCAUUACGGUUACCAUUUUAUUUUAUGUCCACUGGAACCUUAUUAUAUUUAUAGCUAACCUUACACAUGCUGUUUUACCAUACACAUAAUAUUAAAAGCUAGUUCUUUACAGCAUACAUUACCAAACUUUAUGUUCUCAAUGAUUUUGAAUGCCAUUUAAAAAAAAUCUGCUGUAUAUUACUGAUGUUUAUGUCUUAACCUAAGCAAUUUUAUAUUAAUUGACUACAUUAAAGGGACACUCUGAGCACCAGCACGUUCAUGCAUUUGAUAGAUCUUGGCCUUAAUUAGUAUGCUGUAUUCUUUGCAUGUUCAAAACUUUAUAGUUUUUGCACAACCAAAACAUUUCUUUGUAGAAUGCUGCACCAGAAGCCUGUUUACUUAGCCAUAUCCCCUCACACCAGAGCCCCGCCUCUAUGGCUGAGAUAAUCGUGAUAAUCAUGAAUCGUGAUGAUCUCAGCCAAUCCAAUUGGGAGGCUGUUGCACAUGCUUCUCCAUGUAGAGCACUAAAAUAGGAAGCACCUUUGGUCGACUGAGUGCCACUAGAGGUGUUACUAGGCAGUGUUUACUUAAAAAAAAAACUAAAAAAAAACAGGGACAUAAAUUAUAGCUAUAAACAGAACUACUACAUUAAGCUGUAGUUGUUCUGCUGAAUAUAGUCUCCUGUUACCCAUUUGGAAGUCACUAUGUUACAAAUAAAAUAAUUUACAUUUAACGGCACACUAUAGUCACCUAAAUUACUUUAGCUAAAUAAAGCAGUUUUAGUGUAUAGAUCAUUCCCCUGCAAUUUCACUGCUCUAUUCACUGUCAUUUAGGAGUUAAAUCACUUUGUUUCUGUUCAUGCAGCCCUAGCCACACCUCCCCUGGCUAUGAUUGACAGAGCCUGCAUGAAAAAAAAACUGGUUUCACUUUCAAACAGAUGUAAUUUACCUUAAAUAAUUGUAUCUCAAUCUCUAAAUUGAACUUUAAUCACAUACAGGAGGCUCUUGCAGGGUCUAGCAAGCUAUUAACAUAGCAGGGGAUAAGAAAAUCUUAAUUAAACAGAACAUGCAAUAAAGAAAGCCUAAAUAGGGCUCUCUGUACAGGAAGUGUUUAUGGAAGGCUGUGCAAGUCACAUGCAGGGAGGUGUGACUAGGGUUCAUAAACAAAGGGAUUUAACUCCUAAAUGGCAGAGGAUUGAGCAGUGAGGCUGCAGAGCCAUGUUGUAUACACAAACACUGCUUCAUUAAGCUAAAGUUGUUCAGGUGACUAUAGUGUCCCUUUAAUUAACAUUGGCUGAUGGUAUACAGCAAGGGCAAAAUGGAUGCAUUGUUCAAAUUAGGCUUUUUGUUUGCAGCGUGUGCAAGGAAGAAUAUCCUUUUGGCGUGUUAUUUGCUUACAUGAGCAACCACAAACAUUAAUGCCAGCUCUGCUAAGUUACCUUGUAAUAUUUAGCACAUCAUGUGCUGAUAUAUCCUGAAUUGUUAAAUAAACCAUAAACCUGUCCUACUAGUAUGUCAUAAGUCAUGAACAGAGUGAACCUUUCACCUAGAUUGAGUAUUUUGGGGUAGAGUUGGAAAAAGAAGUACAAGAAAUCAAAUAAUUGCUGUAAGAAUGUGAUUUCUUCUCAUUGAUGUGAGCACCUCUUUAGACCCAUCCAUCAAUCUUUAUUUAUAAAGUGGAUUUUAAGAAAGGAAAAAAAAAAAAGAUAAAAUACAAACAUAUGUGAAACAUUAAAACUUAGAAAGCCAUCCUUUCAAAAUAAAGGGUUAGAAGUAGUGGAAAGACUUAUCAUUGGAAGAUUAAUAUUGUGCUCUUUAAAGGAUUAGCAAAAUGUGACAGUGCAAUAAAAUUUGCUUUAAAUAAACUCAUUUACUUAAUAGAUUCAGACAUGUAGUUUUAAAACAUGUAAUUUGAAUGGACUAGUGUUAUGAAAGCCAAUAAAUUGUAUGUAGGCUAUCAGUCAUGUUUUAAUGUAUAAAAUAACGGAAAUAAAGUAUGCUUUGUGUUUAGCUCAUCUGUAUUCAAUACAUAAUAAAACAAGCAAUCAGAAGUUUACAUGUAUUUUUAUGGAGGGCUGAAGAAAAUUAAUUCUAAUAAGCACACAUGCUCUGUGAAAGAAGUUUUACAAUAAGCUCGAGUGAGUAUAGAUCUUGUUGUAGUCCAUAAAACUAACCUGCACUUUACUGCAUGACCAUUAUUUGGUUAUAGCAAACAAGCACUACUGUGAACUUGCCAGGACUUUUGUUCCCCUGAUAGACGGACAGAGUAUAUAUUUGCAAAUAAACUUUUCUGAAAAAACCUACAAUGGUGUGGCACUCGUCAUGUGUGUGUGGUGGAGAUAAUACAAUAUCCUAUUAUGUUUCACUUGAAAGGUCCAGGCCGGCUACAAAGGGUCAUAAUUAGAGAGGCAAGACAGGAUGCUGACAGCGGCAGUACUGGAAAUCAGCCUAGCCAAACAAGGGAACUUGUUCUGGUUGCCAUAACCACCAACCAGAGCAGGAAUAGAAUUAAAACAAACUUCCUAAUUUUACUUUACUCAUUGUAUUAUGUAUUUGGUGCUGUAUAACCCAUAUCUGGCAUUCUCGAAAAUAAGCAGUGUGUUUGCACGUUAACCAUUUAAUGCAAGACCAUAAUAUUGUCCAGUUUCAAUAUUGUUUACAUUACCCCUAUGCUUUGAUUGCGUGUUUUUAUGUUUGUGGAGUUUAAGCACUCAGAAAUAAAGACAAUAUCAAACAUACCCUAACAUUUAAUAUGAUCAAAUGUGGACCUGAAGUGCUUUGGUAAACCGCUAACCACUCAGCAGUAUAAAUCACACAUCCAUCCGUCUUAUUUCUCAAGUUGAUUAUUUUAGAAAUGUUCAAAUCAGGAGUAUUGCCUUGUUCAAAAACUUUAUCUCACAAUAUAUUUUCAACAGAUUAUUGAACAUGCAAGAUCUCAUUCAGUUAGUCCUGGGGCAGACCGUAAACUACAUUUUGUGGCAAAUCGUGAUCUUCAGUCCAGUAGAUUGCAGAAAUCACCAAAGGUUUGCAUGCAAUAAAACGCAAAAUAGAAAUGAGCAAGUUUUAAUGUGUCAGUUUAAGUGUUUAAAGCGUAAUUAUUAGGUUUGAAAUAAAAUAAGAUACUGUAUCUGUCAAUUUUAAAUAAGAUUUAUUCACACAGCCCAUUUUAUAUAAAUCCCUUACUGCCCCCAAAAUAUAGGUUUUUGGGAUUUCUAAUUCAGUUAUCAACUCAACUGCAACUGCCAGGAACCUUUACGGUGUUUCAAUAUGACAUGUAGAACUAUUACUGGAUACUGAAGGUUAUAAAGAAGAGAAGAUGAUUAAGGCUUUUUAUUCCAAAACUACAAAACUCAGAAUUUGAAAAGAAACAAACUAAUAACUUAGUCCAAAAGCUAUAAAACAAGUUAUGCUAUGUUUCCAACAGAUUAAUGAUAAAAUCAGAUCAGGUUUAUUUAUCUACAGACAAUUGAGAGUAAAAGUAGCCCUCAUUCCUGCAUUGCAGAAAUUGCUAAAUCCACAUUUGUACAUAGAAUAUCUGUUAUUCUAGGCCAGUGAUGGCCAACAUUUCAAAGUGAAACUGCUAUGGAUUAUAUAUGUAUACAUUUCUAUAAUACUCAGCCAGCUACACUUCCUUAGCAACUGUGAUACUUACCUUAAUAGUGCCUGUAUGCAUUCUUAUUCUUGCUACAUUUCUAUUUUAGAGUCCUAGGAAAAAUUAUGCAAAAGAUGUUAGUGCUGAAAAACACAAAGAUGUAAAGUAUACGAGCAAUGGUUACACUCCAUAUCCUUACGAAUUACAGAGACGAAAACAGGGAGAUUGGAACCCACAACUUGUAAACAUUACUGAACCAAAGGUAGAGGUAACUUUAGCUUGCAUUGCAAAUGUUUUAGAGCAGGAUCGGACGGUUUGGUAUGAAGAAAAGUAGUAAGAAUUACGAGAUUUUUUUUUAUAAAGCUAUGCUUUUAUAUUUUAACUAGGUCCACCACCUCAGCUACCCUUAUUUAUAAUAUCAGGAAGAACCUGUGGUCACCCUGGCAGAGUUGUAUUUGUGAGCAGUGUUUUGAAUAUAUGUUUUGUAUAGAGUAUGUGUAUGAACAUGUAUGUAUUGGUGCGUUGUGUUGGCAUUUGAUGCAGUUAUGUUUUCGUAUCUACUGUUGCCAUUUGAAAGCAGUGAUGUACUUGUGUGUUGUGUUUGUAUAUGUUUGUUUGUAGAACUAGCGUUUGAUUGCUAGGAUGCAUGCACAUACACACAGAUAUACACACUAAAACACAGAUCACAAUUUACAUAUUUUUAGCCACCCCUAUGCUUCCAUACCUUUUGGGUGCAGAAAGGUGACUUCCUUGGGGUCUGGUGGCAUCUGGCUGAGUACCAUGGAAGUCUGGUACAUACUUCCUCCCAGCACUGUGACUUCACAUCUACAAGGGGCUUGGUGGCACUGUUAAAGUGUGACAUCCUCUGAUCAAAGAUGGCCAUUGCAGGAGUGUGCCUAAAGCAUUAAAGCACCACCAGUAUUUCUCAUUGGUAUAAUCAAUGAGUUGUAGAGCAUGCAAUGCACUGUUCCAUUGAGAAAGCAAUUGUAUAGUCCAGUGGUUUCCAAACCUGUCCUCAAGGUCCAGGAUUUAGGGAUUACCCAGUUGUGUCUAAGGAGUUUUUAGAAAGAAAGAAAAAAAUCUAACACUUUGACACAACUAGUUAUUCCCUAAAUCCUGGACUGGUAGAUGUGUCUUGAGUAAUGGUUUGGAAAACACUAGUAUAUGCUGUCUCUCUUGAGUUUUCCUCAAGAGUAAGGAGUGAUGAGCCAAGUCACUGGUUUUAUACUACUGAGCAGGAGUGACCGUAACCCAGAGCAUCAUCUUGCACUUUCCCAUGACAGAUGGUGUGGAUUUAGCCAACUCAGUUUGUAGGAGACUGUAAAGGUACAAAACCUUAUACAGAUAGGUUUGUGGCAUAAAUGUCUCAAGACAGUGAGUUGCUUAUUUAGAUGAAUUUGUUGUGGUAUAGAGGAAAUUAAAUGGACCAAUUACAUGUAUCAAAUGCUAUGCAUGAAAGACCGUCUGGACUGUCUCCGUAAUGUAGGUGAAGAUAAAGAAUUGGUGGAUUCGAAAAACUAGGAAAGAGGGGUCUGACUUAUAGCUCAUUCCAUAAGCCCCUUGCUAACUUAUAGAAAGAGCCACAAUUCAGACGCAAGUGGGAAGGGAGGCGAGGGGAAGGAUAUAAAGUUAGGUCUAACUUUCAGGCAAUAUAAUAAUGCCCUAUAGCCAGCAUGGCUUUUAGGUGUGUGUGGGUGGGGGCCUGCUAACCUUUUCUGUGAGUGAUCAUUAGCCCAUUCACUGAAGAGUAAUAGGCCGCAUACUUGGCUAUAUUUUAAUUUAACAGCACACACCUCCGUAUUCCAGUAUAUAUUUCUCUCUUUGUGAAAAUGUGUAACAGUAUAAAGCAAGACAUAUGGUUUCUUUUUAACCAGAGUUAUUUUCUUUUAUUCACAGGGUACAGUGAAUGUAAGGUUUGUUCAAAACUACAAUAUUUGUAAAGACAGAGAAACUUCACAUUUUGAAAACGGUAUCCGUGAAGAGUGCAAAACCCAAAGGCAAUCAGAAGAAAAUAACCAGGAGCAAAGCAACAUAUAUACAGCUAGCUUAAUCAUAGUUCUUCUCUUGAUAAUGAUCAGUGUAUUAUGUAAUUUAUAACACAAUAUGGUGGCAUCUUUGUUUUUCCUUUACUCAUAUUCAAGAAUUGCUAGCAGGUGGAAACCUCAAGAUCUUUUAGCAGAUAGUUUCAGAGUAAUUGGCUGUUUAAAAACAAAAAAAGUGAUAAGAUGAAUUAAACAGAUUUUAUAUUUUAAUAAAAUGCUUCACUACCCUUUUUAAAAACAGGUGUGUUUAAUCAGUGCAUGAAGAAAACAAAAAAAAAAAACAUACUUUACAGUUGC
Pelobates cultripes (western spadefoot toad) is the source of this 67776-nucleotide messenger RNA. NCBI's taxonomy places the organism in Eukaryota, Metazoa, Chordata, Amphibia, Anura, Pelobatidae. The record is from the annotation of a GenBank genome assembly.